Porites lobata is the source of this 55235-nucleotide messenger RNA. Lineage: Eukaryota; Metazoa; Cnidaria; Anthozoa; Scleractinia; Poritidae. The record is from the annotation of a GenBank genome assembly.
AUGGCGUCGAUUUCCACAGAAUAUCAAGAAAAUGGAGGGUCUCCCUCACCUUGCGGUAAGUUGAGGGUUCUUUUUCUGGCAUCUGAGUGGGGGUCCAGUAAAGGAGGGUUGUCAACCAUAAACAGAGAAUUAGCUAUAAAUAUAGCUCAACACUCCGGCGUGGAUGUCUCCUUCUUUGUUCCACGAUGCAAUGACGAGGACAGGAAAGCAGCUCUUGGUCACAAAAUUGAACUUGUUGAGGCAACAAGGCAUCCAGGUAUGGAGGAACUUCAGUGGCUUUCUUUUUUACCUGAUGAUUUGCAUGUUGACGUUGUUGUUGGUCAUGGAAUCAAGCUUGGUCCUCAAGCAAGCGCUAUAAAGAAGGCACAGAAAUGUAAAUGGAUUCAAGUUGUUCAUACUGUACCAGAAGAACUCGGGAUGUAUAAAACAUACACUAAUCCAUUAGCCGGUGCUGAAAAGAAACAUAAAAUAGAGGUUGAACUUUGUCAAUUGGCUGAUUUCGUUGUUUCUAUUGGUCCAAAGUUAGAGGAAACUUUUCGUUGUUAUCUUUCUUCUUGUAAGACAGCCGAAAUGUUCUUCAACUUCACUCCUGGUAUCUUCAGUGAGUUUAGUGAAGUUAAACAGGUUUCUGAAAGGGAAGGAAAAUUCCGAGUUCUUCUUUUUGGCCGUGGAGACGAAGAAGACUUCUCAGUUAAAGGGUUUGACGUCGCAGCCAAAGCAGUUGCCUCAUUAGAAAACAUUAAACUUGUUUUUGUUGGUGCAUCGGAGGGGGCGUUAGAGGACGUUAAAAACCGUUUCCUUAAAUGUGGCAUUCACGCAAGCAAUUUAACUGUAAGGAGCUUUUCACCAGACCGAAAACAUUUAGAAAGAUUAUUUUGUGAAGUGGAUCUAGCUGUAAUGCCUUCAAGAGCAGAAGGGUUUGGUCUUACAGCACUCGAGGCCCUAUCUGCUGGCUUACCCAUCCUUGUAAGUGAAAACUCAGGCUUUGGAGAAGCUCUAAGUAAAGUCCAAUUUGGAUCGUAUUUUGUCGUUGAUUCAGAUGAUGCUCAAGUCUGGGCAAAUGCUAUUAAGCGCCUUCAGGUCAAAGAAAGGAGUGAUAGGCUUGAAGAAUCUGAAAUACUGCGUUCUUUGUAUGCAAAGAGGUAUGACUGGAAGAAACAGUGUGGAGAACUUAUUUCAAAGAUGACAGCUUUGGUUGAAGGUAAUAUUUUUUAUGAGAUAGAUAAAAACUUAAAUCCAACUUAUCCCAGGAGCCGAAUUAGUGGACCUUCAAAUAGUCCGCGUAUCAGGCGCAUAAUUAGCCUGCGUGCAGACGAUAACUAAACUCUGAUUAGUACCGUCUGCGAAGCAGCGCAGAGAUCCUUGUUCUGGAUCCCCAACGGACUCAACGAAUUACCGGAAGUGCGUUUCGAAUUCCCCUUCAACCUGAUUGGCGAUCACGACAAACAAAACAAAGGCCUUUUUUAACUGGCCAAUCGUGGCGCGUACUCAAAUCUGGGUACACAGCUGGAAGUCCAGAACAAGGAUUUCGGCGCUGUUUCGCAGACGGAGUUAACCAGAGUUUAAUUUCGUCUGCGCGCAGGUUAGCGCAUGAUGAGUAUGGGGUGCAAAAGAGAGAGGUGCCCACUUUGGAGAAAGAUGUGAUGAGCUUCUCUUCUGCCCCUUAUGCAUCCGCUGCGCAGUAUACUAUUUAGACUACCCUGGCGCCUUGUUCCUAUUUGUAAGGCUUAUCAUCCCUCUCAAACUGUGGUAUAAAUAUUGGCUCUUCAACAUUCUUCCAGUAGCGUACGGGGCCUUUGUACCAUAUGAACACAGGCUAUGUCUUUGCGCAUGCUGUACCGAAUAGUUUUUCAUGUCGACAUGAACAGUUAUCAGGUAUAGUAUGAAUACCUUUUCACACUGCGCCAAAGACACUGAACAAUACCCACGCCACAUUACAUUGUUAAACAAAAGUGAACCAAAAAUGGUUUCCCAACAAGUAGUAUAUACAGAGUCAAAAUUGGGACACCCUAACUCGCUUUGCUCGUUCGAGAGGGCAGAAAAGAGUGUUCGAAUUGUUUGAACUGCAUACACUCUUGAGAGGAGGCCCGAACCCAGUCUGCCGCCGAACUCUCCUUUUUUAUAGAGAGACGGUAGGCCGGGACCGGGUCGUUUUUUUCACAAAACACUAGUAUAGAAGAUACGAGCCCUAUUACACUUUAAUAACAUUGAACCAGGGCGCCCGUGUGCCACCGAAUCGAACCUGGUUGCGGCGGAUCGAAGCCUGUUUUAAAAAGGUUUUCGUCGAUGUUUAUGAAGAGGCUUUCGAAGAGCGAUCUGAAGAUUUUUAUCGAUUUUUACAAGGACAGUGCUAAAGAUUUUUAUAAAAAGGUUUUUCGUGGUGGUUUGCAAAUAGGUACACGUCAGGGGGGCUGUUCGAAAAGGCUUACGAAAAGGUUUUCGAAGAGGGUCAUGAAGGUGCUUUUAUCGGUGUUUUUGAAGAGGUUUCCAAAGAGCGUUACAAAAAGCUUUUCAAAGAUUUCUCCAAAGCUACUUACAUCUUUUUGAUGCGAGUUCGCUGUGGAAUGUAAUUUAUUGUUUGUCUAUUGAAGGGAACAAAAAUAGGAUUACAUUAUGCGCGUUUGAUAUUGCAUUAGCCAGUUGCCGAGUAUGACGCGUGGGACACAAUUCUGAUGUGACCUACGUCUUAGGGUGCGCUUUUUGGGAAAAUCCAAAAACGAAUUUGUGAUCUCAAAUCACAAAUCAUAUGGAUUCUUCUCUACCAAAAUAACGGAAGAUUCGAAAAAGGAUCAUUUACCAUGACAAACGCAUGUCCUUGUGCUCCUCGUGAUGAGAAAAAAAGAAAAAAAGAAACAAACAAACUGAUCCUCGCGGCGAAGACAAGAAGCAACAGAAACUACGUAUAUGAAUAUACGAAAUAUAUAUUUCGGUUUGAAACGCAAACGUUUCUCAACAGAUUACACCUUAGGAUAGCAAAAUUAUAACCGAUAAUUUAAAUUAAGUAAAUGUAAUGUCUCCUUACUCGGCGUAAGCAGACAUUACAUACGUACAAAAAACAUGACAAGUAAGGUUUAAAAACAGUCUACGAAUGUAAAUAGAUGACAAACAUGGAAUGAUAUCUAACUUAUGGCUCAAAGGUUAGGCGCCACCAACAUAGGUUCAGUUAGAAUGUCAUCUGUUGUGUACCAUUUUUGUUCGGAAAACCGCUUGUCAAAAAUACUUUUUUCAAAUCCUUUCCCCAAAAACGCUCUGAUUGUGAAUCUCAAAAAUGGGGAUUUGGAUUUGACCCGAAAAUUCCACCCAGAGAGUGGAUUUUAUGGAUUCAAAAAAUUUUAAAUGGUAUGAGGCCUACGUGUGCAGCAAGUUAAGACCACCGAAACGUUGAUGCAGAGCUUUUUUAUGCUUGCCAGCAAGGCGAUCGGCCGGUAUGGUUGUCAAAGUGGAUGACGUGGAAGCGUUGCAAAAGGACCUGCAAGAAGAUUUCGUAAUUAACUCGACAGUGUCAAUUGUGGCUGGAAAUAUGACACUGCGCUGCGGCCGUCUGCUUGCGGUUGCCAGCGCCGCUCUGAUUACAGCAGAACACAUUGAAUUUGAAAAAGAACCUGAAAAGGAACCUGCCAAAAACCUGACAAAUAACCUGUUUAAGACCCUGUUGAAGACAUGAAUAAGAACCUUGCAACAACUUAUCCAAGAACUUUUAUUUAAUAUAUAAGCAUGGACGCAAACAACACCACUGAAGAAAAGAUCGCCCCUGUAGUCAGCCUGCUGUCACGAAUGAAGUGAAAGAAACAAAGCCACCAAAAAAUCCUGGUCGCGUUGCUGCUGGAAAAAAAUUAGCAUUACGAAACCGCCUCGCACGUGAGUGAAAAAAGAACCAAAAAACGCCCGCAUCCCCUGCAGAGCAAAAAGAACCCUCCACCACAGAGAGCGACAGCGGCAAAUUCAAUGUCUAUUUGAUUCUUGGUAAAGGAGUGAGAAUCGGCGCGUUUUUCAGAUUUGAAAACCAGUACUCUUCGUAAGGCUGCAACCGUGGGAAGUCCAACUUCUCGGCGGUGUCGAACCACUCGUACGGAAGCCACGAUUUUGCAAGCUCGGCGCCGUACGUCUGCACCCAUUUGGCAUAACUGGUGCUUGGCCCGAGAUAGUUCGUGAUGUGAAGAAACUUUCUGUUGACAUAAACAUCAUUAGCUUGGUGGCCACUUUCAUAUUGUCGGCCUGCGCGAUUUUUGUCACUAAAUGUUUUUUUUAUCAAUUUCAGGUCGUAACGCCUCGAGUUAAGGUGGCUCGAUACAGUUUUUCAGGGCCAAUACCUCCCAAGUUUGAGCAUAAAUUACGUCGCCAUAAACAAAGUUUUGGAAAAAUUGCCACCACAGUUGUAUUAGAUAAAGAUGAAAAUUUGUUAUGAUCAGGGUUGCAACGGCAUUGGAGUUGUCAUAGCAACGAAAAGACGGAGCAGCAGCAGUGUAUCUCGGCACUGAGAACUGUUCUUCCAAAAUUAUUCACCGGAGCUUUUUCCUCCAAUAGCCGCCUCGAUGUUUGUGAAGUUUAAGCGAAAUCUGUAAGAGCGUUAUCGAGAUAUUUUGGGAUCAAGAUUUUGUGGUUAGAAAUACUGUAAAAAAUGGACAAUCUUGAUGUUCGGCUGUUAUCUGUAGAAAAUGAAGCGCUUUUGACGUGCAAUUUCACCUGAUAGUAGUUUCAAUCUUUUUGAAAACGUGUGUGAAGGAUCAUGGAGAUAGCUCCAGCCGAUUGCUAGAAAGAAGGGUUUUAUUAGUAUGUAUCGAAGCGCUCUUGUUAGCGGUUUUGUAAACAUUUUGGUCUUCUUUAAAAAAUUAGCGAAUAAUUUUUAAACCGCUCGAUAGAUUUUUUUUAAAAUUUAAGAUUCUUGAGAUUAACCUUUCUUUUAUAUGACCUUUUAGUUUCAAGAUUAUUGAUACAUUGUAAGGCAGUAAAAUAAGGGCUACAACUCGUUACUUUUUAUCGGAAGUUUCGUUAUUACAAGUGAAAGCCUCUCAUUAUUCAAGGCAUUGUCUCCAAGUUUCAUUUUCACGUGAACAACAGUAACUAACAAUGCAUUUGACAUAUGCAAAAAUGCUAGCUAUUGUUAUGCGCGAAAAUAUGAAACUUGCAGACAAUACCCUGAAUAAUGAGAGGCUCACAUUUGUAAACACAAAAUUUCUGCCAAAAUAUUAGCGAAUUGUAGCCCUUAUUUUACUGCCUUACAAUAUAUCAAUAAUCUUGAAACUAAAGGGUCAUAUAAAAGGAAGGUUAAUUCCAAGAAUCUUAUUUUUUUAAAAAAAUCUAUAGAGUGGUUUAAAAAUUAUUCGCUAAUUUGUUAAAGUAGACCAAAAUGUUCAAAAACCGCUAACAAAAGCGCCUCGAUACAUACUAAUCAAACUUGGGAGGUAUUGGCCUUGAAAAACUGUAUCGAGCCACCUUAAACCCCAAAACCGGGAAACACCACUGCUUGAUCAGUUUUUGUUGCUGCCCCGACAGGAAUUCAAAAUCUUUCAGACUGCGAUCUGUCAUUUUUUUACGGUUCGCUGCGGCCCGCCUUUCUAACGCCUCCCAAACUCCGCACUGGAUCACUUCUUCGGGGUUUUCACUACUAGUGUGCUCUGGCUCUCUAUCAAAAGUGCCCGCUAGCGACACCGACACUGGCACGUGCUUGCUUUCAAACAGCAGAUCUUUUGUCGCCUAUCUUCCCUUUGAGGUGUCCAGCACGGCCUCUAAAUCGAACACUAUUGCAUGCGGGUACGUUUUAGUUCUCUUUGUCGGGACAUCUUACAGGCAAAUGCCCGGGGAUUUCGUGUUCUAUAGCACUCGACCAAUUCAAAACCAACCGCGAGAAUCGCUUUCGUUCUCCUCAAAGUGCGCUCGUACACCAUCUCCCUUGUGAGCCACCUUUUCGUUUUUCCUACUUUUUCGGAUAUUGCUUUCUCUUGUCUUUAAUAACAAUAUUAUUAAUAAUGAUAAUAAUAAUAAUAAUAAUAUUAGUAGGUUUUUAUGGCGCAUUAAAAGAAUUCUCAAUGCGCUUACAAUAGUAAAUUAAGUCUAAAUGAAACUAUAUAUAGUAAUUAUUCCUAAAAACAAAAAUUUUGAAACGUUGAUCAAAAAUAGAAACAGAUUCAGGUAGAAUUAGGUAGACUGUUCCAUAUUAUCGGGGCAUUAUAUGAAAUGAGCGGUGUCCAUAAGCCACGUUAUUAACAGAAGGAACUUGUAAAAGCAAUCUAUUAGAUGAGCGGAGUAUUAAAACAAGCCGGCUGGUAUUUGAGAAGGAGUGAAGUCAAAUAGGAAGGAACUAAAUCGUUUUAAACUUUAAAUGUUUAAAGCAACAUUUUAAAAUCGAUGCGUGCCCCAAUAGGAAGCCAGUUCAAGUCUUUCAUGAUGGUCAGAUCUUAUCCCUGACACCAAGCGUGCGGCACAGUUCUGAACACGUUGCAGCUUGUCUAUUUCUCGCUUGGGUAAGCCAAAGUAUAAACUGUUACAAUAAUCUAAGCGCGACGUAACAAAAGCAUUGACCAUCAUCUUAAGGUGAUCCUUGCUCAGAUACUUCCUCAAUAUGCCAAUGAAUCGAAUCGCUAGCAUAGCCUUUUUGCAUGUUUCAUGUCUACUUCUGAGUUCGCGACAGACUCGCAAGGACUGUUCUCGCCGGACUUUGCCUUUUCAGGGCUCUCGGAAGUGGUAACGGCAGUUUUGGGGCUCGAUAUGCCAUGGAAACUCUCCGAUCCAUCACAACUUCCUAACGUCAGUUAGGGUUCGUUUCUUUCUUGAACGAUUUCUUGAAUAAACCGAGAAAAAACGGCGAAGAGGGGAUAGUUUACCACUUGCUGUGUUUUGUACUUAAAUGCGUGUCUGCCAUUUUCCUUGCAGGUCAGCAGGGAGCUUGGCGACGAUAGGUCUCACCGAGAUAGGCAGGUUCAUCGAGAAUUUGUAGACCCUUUAUUCUUCCAUCAUUUUGGCGCAUUGUAAUUCUAGGAGCAAAUCCCCAAACUCUUGAAGCUGUUUUUUGUUUUGCAUUCCUAUCUUGGGGAACGAGUUUUUUUUCUGGAGAUGAACGUGGGUGACCACAGAGUUUGAGCCAAAGGUCUCUCCUAAUUUGCAUUUCCUUCAACCCUUUCCAGGGUUGUCAAUAUAUGCAUUGCGGAGCCUUUGCACAAGUCGUUUUGAUUCGUUAGUGGUGUACUCGACAAUCAAGGAAAGCUGUUCACUAGGGCUUAACUUAGCCUCCCACGCGGGCGUUUUUAGGGGAGCUCGUAUUUGUGGUUAGGGACGGAAUACGAGCUCCCCUAAAAACGCCUGCGUGGGAGGCUAGGCUUAACUUCACGCCCGCAAUCAUAAUCUCGAACGACCCUCUCCAUGUGAGGUAAUUCUCUGGGGGGUCGUAACAUUAUAUUUUUCCAUUUUGUUUGAAUAAGCUCUCUACGGUCUAUAAAUUUAAUGUAGGUGCCGAUGGUCGUUUGAACUGGAGCGUAAUUUGUAGUAUUUUGUGGACUUUGUCUUUCUACUUAUAUUUAUUUCACAUUUCCCUUCUGUAAAAAUAGUUCUCUGUUUUAAUGUAGGGUAAAAUUUAGUAACCGAUAAUUUAGAUAGAUUGUAAUGACUUGUAACUGUUUGUGUGUAAGGAAUAAUAAUACAAAAAGAAAACAAAGAGGACAAAUCAUCACUAGCGUAAGGGUUUAACCUAGGCCUCGAAAAAUCCAUCGCGCCGGAGAUAAUGGGAAAAAUUAGGGGAACUGAAAAAAUGCACAAACUCAGAUACAUUUUCGCGGUUCAACUUCGAAACACUGAAACCGACGAAGAUAGCCUAUUACCAGUCCUUGCUUUGACAAACUGUCUGAUACCGAAGAAAGGGUGGCGCGUGCAAAAGAAGAGCGUCUUGACUCAGAAAAUAUCGAAUCCCCAUACACCAAAUAUGCGUUUGAGGGGUACCUAAUGGUCGAAGUCAAGUGGAUUGAAGACCCACAACAGCCGUUGCAAGUGGGGGCAGGGUUGUUGCCUGAUUGGCUGAGGCACAAAAAGGGGACGUUCGCCCUGGACAAUUAUGAUGACCAACUUUGUAUUUUCAGGUGCAUCGCUGUCCAUUGAGGGGCUCAUGAGAAAAGAAACAUAAAAAGGUCGCCAGCUGGCGGAAAGGUUCUUUGUCGAGCACGACAUCCCGAACGGAAGAUAAUAAGAAGGCAUUUUCCGCUGAUAGAACAGAUUUCAAACAACGUAUCGCGGCCUAUGAGGUCGAUGAAGAAGGACGGUUUUCUCUGAAAUAUCUUCCAUCGCGUUUCGAUAAUACUGGAAAGCCGCAAAUAAACAUCGCAUCUAUCGAAAACAAGCGUUCUUGAUCACAAACCUCGACAAAGAAACAAACAGUUAUUCUUGAGCGGAAUUUCAAGCUCGUUUCACGAAAUCCUGUAAUCUGCAGCAGCAUACAGAAACGUGCGGCAGAUGAGAGACGAAAGUGGAGUGCCGCGGGAAAAAAUAAAACCGCCAGAAUCGGCGUGUGAAAACGGUCGAACCUCUCCAGCCCUUCGGGGGCUCUGUUUUUUAUCAUUUUCGUCCGUCUUGAAGGCCGCUUUGGCUCGAAUUUUUUGGGAAUAGCGGCUCCAAAAGCCUGCUCUUUGUGGCCUCCGAGAUUGGAGCGAUCAGAAUGUUGUGAACCACGGUUUGAACGGCCGGGGCCGCGGCCAGUUUUUCGAGCACUUCGUCCAAGACAUCGUCAGACAUAGUUUCCGACGCCAUCACACACAAUAUUUGACAUUCUCUAAUUGGUCCGCUUUCCGUGGGUUAGGUCCCCGGCCCCGGCCCCGGCCCCAGCCUACCGCCCCUCUAUAGAAAAGGAGAGUUCGGCGGCAGACUGGGUUCGGGACUCCUCUCAAGAGUGUAUGCAGUUCAAACAAUUCGGCCCUCCAAGUAGUAUAUUCAGUCAAAAAUUCCGGCACCUUUUUCUGCCCUCCUGAACGAGCAACGCGAGUGAGGGAAGGCGGAAAAAAGUGUCCGAAUUUGACUCUGCAUAUACCACUCAACACCAACAAAUACCCGAACUCCCGGGCACCCGCUGUUUAUGUAUUCAGGCAACCACGUUAAAUAAAAAGGUUCUUGUCUCGUCUUGAUUAUAAAAUUAUGCGUAAACCAGAACUAGACUGAGUAUUUCACUUAAGCUCGCGUUCUGUUUUGUUUUGUUUGUUUGUUUUAAUUUUAAAAAAGCAGGUUCAUCAAGGCAAAGUCAAAGAGUAUCUUAUCAGGAAACUCAACAAAGAAACGUUUCAAGUGGGCGCCAUCCAGGUAACUUCCUUAUUUCUAUUAAGGGACGGACCAUUAGAAAACUUAUGGGGGGCGCGCGGGCGAACUACAAAAAAAAGGGAAAAUUAAAUGAAAAAAAUUCUGGCAUGCCAAUGAACCCUAAAAAAUGUUCAUGCUAUGGCCUAAAAAAAAUUCCUACAAAGAAUUUGCUAACGAAAAAAAAUUCCUGCGGCUCGAAAAUUUCCCCCCCAUAACGUUUCUAAUGGUCCGUCCCUAAGGAGCUUAAGAAACGACGAAGGUGACGACAACGAGAACGGCAAACAGCAAACAUUAUCAACAGAAGACAACACGUUUUUUUGUACAUUAAAUUUCUUUGCCAAAUUUCGCGUUUUAUGUAGGAUGUGAACGCUGGAAGACGAUUUUCUUGUUGUCUUUAUGAACUUGGAUAGUUCUUUGGAUCCAACUCCCGGGAAAAUUCGCCAACAUUUGACAAAAUGAGCGGGAAAGAAUAGCAGUGGUGAAGUGCAAAUUCAAUUUUUAAUUAACGUUUUCGCUGUCGCGCCGUCGCGGUUGCUUAAGCUCCCUAAUAACUUCUUCUUACUCGCUUAGGGCUGCUUAAAACGUGAAUAAUCUUCAGCCACACUAAUUAUGACCCCUUCCCUUCAUUAGUUGAAAGCAGAAUCAUUAUUGAAGCAGCUGAAUCGCAUUAUUGGUAGUCAAGAUAACUAGUUUACAGUUCAUUCUAAUUUCAACUUCCAUGUAAAAGGAUGGAUGAUCAGUAGGACGCUAACAUUGAAUCUUUAGCAUCGUUUUUUCGGGAGAGUUUGUAAUUGUCGCGGGUCGCGAAGGUCUUUUUUUCUGUCGUAGAAACAUAGCUAUCGUAUUUGUAGCGCUACUGCCGUAAUUAGCUGGCUCCACUGUAAGUGCGGCUCCUAAGUGUAGUUAGACUCUAGCAUGGUCGAACUUAAUUCCUUUUAAUAAUAUAGUUGUUGCUGAAAAUAAUAAAAGAUAUAUAAUUAUAAUGAUGACAAUAAUAAUUAUAAACGGUUUAGUGAACUUUUAAAUUGUAAUUAUAGAGAAAGUUCGGCAAGGCUUUAGCGCAACGUUAAAAAUCAAAGUGUGCCGUCAAUCCUUUCAUAUUCGUAGAUCCAGAAACGAUCGUUUUCUCCCCAUACAGAUCCUUAUAUUUUGAAGGUUACGCACCAAUGCCGGGGGUCAUAUUUUCAGCUUGGGCCACCUGUAGGCAGUAAUAUGACACUUGAAACGGGCUCCUAACGCCUAUCUCAAUUUGCAUUAACUUUGUCGUACUCAGUUUUUAAAUAAAAGCAGUCGCAUUAAGUAUAAACUUUACGCCGUAAAUCUAAGGGAAGAUAUGACCGCCACAGUUGUAAACGCAAUUCAAGAAAUCGCAAAUUAAGGCCUAAGUAAUUUUGAGCCUUAAACCAUGGCCCAUGGCCUCUGCAAUAGUACCGCAAUGCUUUUCCAACUCAACUGUCUAGGCCCAUACGUUGGGAGCCAGCCAAGUGGUUGAGUUUAUUUGGUGAUUAGCGCUUAUUCCAUAGUCGGGUACACAAACCAAACCAAAAUGUGACACCCACUGGCGUUUUUGUCUGAUUUUUGGCAACAUAGCUAUUGUUACUAACUUGAGUACCCUGAUUUCGAAAAUCACUGUUGUCAAGCUCAAUUCUUGUGUGAAGGUGGAGUUUUGGGGUAUUUAAUUAUGACGUAAUAAUAUAAUAAUGAUAUAAAUAAUAAUUUGUUAUUUAUAAGGCGCAAAAUAGCAUCUAAAUAUAUGAUCUAAUGCGCACUACGUCAUUGUCCAAAUAAGGAGUUUUCUUUCCUUUCAUAGAUUUCAAUACAAUAGAUCCAGAAAUGGUUUCAAAGGGUUCUAAGUAUUUUCUGAAACGCCGACUCUACGAAUUUCGAGGCGUUACGUGACAAUUGGCCACCCCCUUUGAUGUAAAAUUCACGCACUUAUGGGACCGGUAAAGCUGUGAUAUUUUUUUCGUGAUAAUUUUAUUGAUAAAAUAAAGAUCAUUUCAGAAUAAGCCAUUCUUUGAUAGCACGAAUUCUUGGCAAUUGCGAAACUUCCCCAUUCCUGUACUUUUUCUUCGGCCUAAUAAACUACAAGAACAAGGCAUUUUCAAAAUUCACUACUUCUACCACUAAGUCGGCCACAGCCGAGCCUUGAAAAGAUUAUUUUGGUGAAUCAGUGUCUCUGACUAGAGUCUACACCAGUUUCUCGCUUUAAGAUAUCAACUAAUACUGAUUUUGGCCGUCCCCUACUUCUAUGGCCGUGGGUUGGCUCCUAAAGGACGAGUUUGUGCGUUGGGAGGUAGGAAUGUCUUUGACAGUGCCCAGCGAGCCUCAUCCUUGUUGCUGUUACUUUGUCUCCAACUCUCGGCAAAUCUCCUUAAAGAUCUUAAUUGGAGGUGUGGCUUUGCCAGGAAACAUUCAAGGCCAGUGUAGCAACCAUUUAAUGACUUGGUAAGGGUAGGGGCUAGGGUCCAGGUUUCACCACCAUGAAGAAGAACAGAUUCCACAGUGGCUUUGAAGAAUGACAGUUUUACACUCCUGGACAUAUUAGAUCUCCAGAUCUUCUUCAUGUCGCUCAGCACCUUCCACCUUUUCUUUCUUUUAUGUCACUCUUUGUAGAGGCAAUGAGAGGCCGAAAUACUUAAAAUCCCGAACUUCUCACAGUUCUUUUCCUUCCAUAGUUUUGAGUGGAGUAUCAACACUCGAGUUGUACUAGAUAACUUCCGUCUUCUUUGAGUUCAGCUGCAGGCCUACUUUCUUGCACUCAGACUCUGUUAAUGUGAGUAGUUUCCGAGCGUGAUCAACCACAUUAGACAAAAGAGCGAUGUCAAAGGUCAAGGUCGGUUUCAGUCUCACUAUCCGGAGUGCUGUCUAGAUGAUGUCUAGAUCGCAGUUCUUUAGCAGCUGUAGUGGAAUACCAUCAGGACCACUACUUUUUCCUUGUUUUAAAGACCUUUUAACUUUAACAUAUUCUGCCAGUGUGAAUGGAACAUCGUUAAUAUCGAGGUUAGAAAAGAAGGCGGGAAUGACCUCGCUUUCGUCCACAUCUGUUGAUGGGGGGUUGUCGAGUAGAUUUUGAAAGUGAGUAAACCACGUGUUCACUCUCUCUUGUGGACUAGCUCCAGAGAUCUAACCUUCCUUUGUUUUCUUGCGGUCGGUAACCUCAUUGAUACCUUUCAAGGUUUCAGUAUAUCUACCUUCACUAUAUCGAGCCUUGAUUCUCUGAACAUUUGACAGUACUUCAUUUUCAUCUUCUCUCAAUGAGUCGUAAGAAGCAAAAAGUUUUUGUCUAGCCUCUUCCUACAGGUUCUUGUUCUCCAUUGAAUGGGCAUUGUCGUAAAUUUUGCGAACAUUUUUAACAACUUCCCUCGCUUCCACAACACUAGGAUGUUUACUCAGUAAAGUUCUUCUCGCGUUCUUUGUUACUGGAAAACAUUUCUUCGUCGCCAACUGAUUUACUUUAAUAAACUUCUCAUACUUCGCUGUCGAGUUCUCCAUACCUCGUUGUACCUUGAAUCGAUUGCGUACUACCACAGUGCCCUGUUUUUACAAGUCAGGCACGGUAGAGAAGACUUUCCAGUCAUAUCUGAUCUUCAACGAAAGCUCUAAGACUCAAAGGCACCUCCAUAGAGAUUACUCUGUGGUCUGAACCAACUGAAGAGAAUGUGGAAUAAGAUUUAGCGUUUAAGAUGCUUUUCCUCCAUUUCUUACGGAUGAGGAUGUAGUCAAGUUGUCGUCGCAUCCCAGUUCCAUGGUCCUGAUAUGUCCACAUUUUCCCGCGUCUCUUUUGGCUGCCAAAAGUUCGGUUACUGAGAGUAACUCAGCGAGAAGAGCUCUGUUACGGUUUGUUGUAUCGUGUUACGUAAAAGGUGCAUCUUCUCAGCCGAGCCCGGUAUUGAAGUCUCCUAAUACCAUCAGAAAGUUGGGAGCUGGCACGUCCCUCAACACGUUCCGCAGAUCCUCAUAGAACUUAUUUACUUCCUCAGAUUGUGCAACGUUUGUAGGAGAAUAGACAACGAUGAUUGUUGAAGCUAGAUUGCCGUCAAAUUCUGCCAUUCAGGAUACAAUCAGUAAGUGACUUGACGUUUCUGAGGGCUUUCCUUGCACGAGCACUAAGCAUCAGACCCACUCCUCCUUGUGAUGCCUCCAAGCUGAAGAUAAAACGAAAAAUUUAUUGUCGAUCCGACUGAUAAUGACAGGGUCCGAAUGACUUGCUUAUGUAUUUGAACUCCGACUAUGUCUAAACCAUUGUCAUGCAUGCAAUGUGCCAGUUCCUGAGCCUUAGUUUUGUCUUUCAUUGUGUUAGCAUUAGAACUUGCAAUAAUGAGCGGUUUCCUGCUGCGCAGUAGAGCACUAGACUGAGUACCAACAUCAAAUGGCUCCGUCCAAGAGUGGUUUGCGAAACCAUUGUCAUUCUGUCUAUCAUUGUUGUACGAUAAACCGGCACCGUCCUCAGCUCGUCUCCUGGGGACUCCCGCCCCUGGAAGUAUAGGAUUUGAGCGUCUUUCCAUAUCAAUAAUCUCAUGGGCUAUACAAUGCGAAAGAUGCUUCUUGGCUGGUCGCAACUCCUCGCCAAGAUUUGCACGAUGACCGUUCGCUUACUUUGAGCUCAUCCGCCCUUUGACAGGUCUUGGUUUUCAUCCUGCAGGGUGUCGUGCGACACUCCUCACUAGCUAAAAGCUGGUGGGGGAGCCAGUUUAGUCGCCGGCUACCGGACCAUGCGGCAGGUUGUACUGGGUGACAUGGUACCAGUAGCAGUAGCAGUAACAGAACAGCUCAAAAUUCAUCUUAGUUGAAAUAGCCGGACCAUUGAUGUGAUUUACAAAAUACGGAUUUCAAACCUAAAAACCAUAUUCUAAAAUUGGAGGCACUAAGGUCUUAUUUUUUUUCUAGCCUCCUUCAGAAUUAUUUGGACUAAAGGUUCGCCGCAUCAAACCCAGAAUCUUAUUAGCUUUUUCACAGAUAUAAUUUAUACGGCAAUCCCAAGACAGGGAAGACUCCCGCCAGAAAACAAGGUACUUGUGGUAUUCUACCGCCGAUAAGGGUUUGUCAGACAGCCAGAACUCAUGAUGUUAUGGGUCCUUGGAUCUUGACAGGUGAAGGGCCUUAGACGUUUCAGACUUCAGAGUUACAAGCCAGGAUUCACACCAAUGAUAGGCAGUUUAAAGAUCUUUACAAUCUGGCUUUGAAGUAACUUUACGAUGAAGAAUACCGUCGACAACAAAUAGUCCACAAUUACAUUUAACUGCUAAAGGAAAGUCACUUAAGUAUAACGAGAAAGAGCAAAGGUCCCAAAAUACUUCCCUGAGGCACGCCAGAUGUCACCUCAGACCAGUCGAAAGAACGGCCGUCGAUAAAUACCCUCUGUCUUCGUGAAGACAAAAAAAUCUGAGAUGCAUUCCAAUAAGUGACCCUUGAUUCCAUAAUAUUGAAGCUUUAGUAGCAGGUGUGGAUGGGACAAUUUAUCGAAGGCUUUUGCGAAGUCUAGAAAAAUUGCAUCCACAGAGCCACGAUCAUCGAGAAUACUAAGCCACUCGUGGACAAGCUGGAGCAGCUGAGAUAAGCUGCUGUUUGGCGGCGGGUUGUUUUUAAAAAAGGUUUUCCUUCUAAUGCUUUUGGUGUAUUAAGUCAGAAUAACAAUUCCUGUGCCACUGUAGACAGCAUGAAUCUGGAAUGAUUCCAUUAGGAGCUGUUACAUCUGUUACGCGUUUAAUUGCCUCAACACUUUUCCGCGCCUUUGCAGCUUCUAUCAGCUUUUGCACACCUCUCGCCGCUGUAUGAGGAAAGCCAUAUCUCAUCAUUAGAGUCUGUACUGAGAGAAUUGCUACAGCUCCAUUUUUUGUUUUAGAUGCCGCCACGAUCUACAUUUUAAGCAGUAUAGAGUCGAUACAGUGGCGAGCCACUCCAAACACUUGAGGCCGGAUCAGAGAAAGAAUAUCAGGGUCCUGAAAUGGCCUUUGCUCGAGUUACGAAGGCAGUUUAUUGGCUUAGUGCAGAUGUACUUGAUUAUUUUUGGGCACUGUGACAUACAUCCUCAUAUGAUUUUUGAUAAGACCUAAGAAAAUACAAAUUACUUCAAAUUUUCAUUUUUUAAUCGCUACAAAACAGACUGGGAUUCCAUCGAACAUUAUGCAUGCACCUUAACUAAGCAGUUUUAAGUCAUUGUGUCAAUCAGGUGUAACUUGUGAGUGACAAGCAUGUAAUUUAAUUAGGUAAGCUUUGGGCCGUAUUUCAAUUGUACUUCUUAGUUUCUAGUAUAAUAUUUAAUAUUGGAGGAUAUAGUUUGUAUGGGAAUUUAGUUUCCCCAGUUAUCUCCAGUCAUGCAGUUUUUAGUAUUUUUCUGUAAUUAAUUUAUUUGUAUUAAUUAACAUGACGAAGUAUUAUUAAACUUAGUAAACUUAAACUUAAACAAACGCAGGAAGAAGUGCUUGUUUUGACAACGAGGUGCCUCUACCUAAUAUCAAGGGCAAGAAACACGAAGUAGCUGGAGAAAUGUCGCACCUGUAGAGUGGAAUCUUUUUGUAUUCUGCCAAGAUGAAUCAAAACUCCGAGAGGCGCUCAUAUCAGUUACGUCAUUCAAUGUUAGCAAUUCAAUUCUUGCAAUUGAAUAAUCGCAUCUGGAUAAUACAAUGAGAUUCCGCGUUGCUGGUGUCAGUGAUCUCAUUGCUGCAAAGGGUGAAAGGUGCCUGAGCGCUUAUAUUAAAGUAUCUCACUGGCAAAGGCAAAAGUAUUCUCAAAAGAGAGACAUCGAUAUGAUUUUUAUCUGUUCUGAUCUUCACUAUGUUGCUGAGCGCAACCAAAUACUCCAGCUGUCUGACGUAUAGGUGAGGUAUAAUAAGCUAGCCCAACCAAUACACAAAUACUGCAGUCGUUUAUCAUUUGAUGAGAAGUUCAUCAAAAAAGUUGGAGACUUGUUCUACUUCGUCCAACCAUUGAUCUGCGACAUUUUAGACAGAGACCCACUCCUUGCUUUGCGCAAAUAUUGCCAUGAGAUCAUUGCAGACAGUUUCUGUCAAAGUAAUGAAACUGCUAAUGAUGACGAAAUGCUCACAAUGCCUCAGCCACUGUGCUUCACAAGGAGACGAUUUCUUGUCGUUGAUUCAUGUCGCGUUAAAACGUAGAUUAGGGAGCACAAAACACAGUCGUGUCUAUGAAUGAGAAAAACGGCACCGUUGUCCUAGCCAAUCUAAACCAACACUUCCAAAUUCCAAUUCGACCAGGAAUCAGGUAGACAAAGAACCACUUUGUGGAUGUACUACCUCCAAAUCAUUAUUAUUAUUAACCCAGAAAACUUGUUGCGGUUCACAACUGAUAACAUUGACAUCAAAGAUUCGUCACUAGGUGGAAAGAACAGUUUCCACGAAACACAGGUAGUUGCUUGGCAAGGAGGGCCACAUAAAACAGCGCGUUUGGCAAGCUUGAGGCCUGUUGACAAAACUAAUCUUGUAAUUCCUGAAGCAUUAUAUGCAGCAGCUGAUCUUGUGGAAGGCAAUAGGGUCCCGGUAUUUACAGAACCUGUUACACUGACGUGGGAUACUUUUUUUAUACUACGGUUUGACGUAAGCGGACAUUCCGAAACCAGUGCUUCCGAGCCCAGAGGAGACAGGUUGGACGCUAGCUGAAGACUCACUGGUUCCUGUCUUUAAGACCCUUAAUUCAAUCCCGUAGGCUUGUGUGGAGUUGGUUUAAUUCAUGCCGGUGCACCACUGGCUGCGAAAAUCUUCACUUUAAAUGCAGAAAGUCGCAUGUCGUGUGUACUGGGCAAUAGGGAGUUUAAGAUACGGCGACUACGGACUACGGCUACGGAUAAAUAUGCUACUGCGCAUGAUCAAAACCACGUGACUGUUCAUUUUUCCCGCGUGGUCCUGCGGCUACGGUGAGUUGUUGAGCCGUUUCGCGUAGUCGGGACUACGGAGAACAUUUUGCUCGUAUUUUGCCGUCUCGGUAAUUCAAGAAUCUCGUCUUUUCGUUAAAAAGUUUUCAAUUCACCUGCUUUAAGUGAGAGGGAAGCGAAAUAUGUAAGUUGUGUCUAAUUUCUGCUAGAUUUACGCUUUUAAUCCACUGUUGUGACUACAUUUUAUUAAGCUUAGCUGUUUAUACGCAGAAUUCAGAUUGACGGCCUAGGAGAAGAGAAAUCAUGCAGGUAAUUUACUUUCUCUUCGCACUUGAAAAGUUUCAAUGUUUGUUCAAACUGAUUAGUGAGUCUUUGUACUUGUGUAACCUUUAUUUAUGCGAGUUUUUGUAUCGCGCCAUUUGCUGAAUGAAAAUGAUGUAAACAUGCUCGAGACAAUCGAAACUCGGCAUUUCAGUACUUCAAACUACAUCAGAUCAGUCGGAGAAGUCCAUCUUCUAAAUCUAAUAAAUGAGCUAUUACUAUUUCUGUCUAUAUCUUUAAUAUUUGACAUAAGUAUUCAUGGGCGAAAAAAUAAAACCUGUGUAACCAAAACUUUGUUUACCAAUUUCACCCGACGUAAUUGCUUCCUUCAAGUAUGGAAGAAUUUGUUCAUUGUUCUAAAGAUAAGAUGACAUGCAAAACUGACUUGCAUUUUUGUGAACUGUGAUAAAAACAAGAAAAUCUUUGCGUGUUGUUUCCCUCUCCGCCUCUUCUGUCGUAGUCUACUGUCUGUAGUGCAAGCUUAACGUUCUAUAUUUGCACGACUCAACCCAGUGCUACGAACAAAGGACAACGCUCGUCCAGCCGUAGUUCGUAGUCCGUAGUCUCCGUAUCUUAAACUCCCUAAUGUGGGUACGCUAAGGUCGACGCUAACUGCUGUAUCAACCGUAGCUAACACGCUCUAAUGUAUAUAAAAAAUAUAUUAGGUCAAUGUUUUUUAAGAGAUCAGAUAUUUACAAUAUUAUUGAAUAACAAUAUUAUCGACAAAUUGAAACCCGAGAGUGAGAAGCAAUGUUCUGUCAUUUGAUAAUUUUACGUGAAUUCAACCUAAGUCUCCAUCAAGAAAGACAAAGUGAUUUGUGAAAUCACUAAGAUUCAACAUUGCACAUGAGAAACAAUAAUUUGUACAUGUAUUCCCAAGUGUUACAACGAACUGUUUUUCAACAAAAUGUCACAAAGAUACCCCUGAUAAGGUGAUUUUUCUAUAAGAGGGCGCGCUCAAGUGUCAUAUGAUGGCUGGAUAUUAAAAGAGCGGCUUAAAAGCAGUCAGCAAUUCUUAGAAUAAACUUUACAGUACACUCUUAACGCUUUAAAAGAAUUUCUUUCUCUAUUAAACUUAGAAUUGUUAAAGGGGGGAAAAUUCCUUAUUUGGACAAUAACGUCAUAGUGAAAUGCCCCGAAACUCCACCUUAACACAAAAAUUGAUCUUGGCAACAAUGAGUUUUGAAGUCAGCCUACUCGAGUUAUGUUGCCAAAAUCAGGCAAGAAUGGCCGUAGAUGUCACAUUUUGGUUUCCAGUGUACCAGACUAUAUCCAGUGAGUUAAACCACCUAUAAAGAUGGCACAUGACCUUAUUUUAAUUAGAUUCCUUCGCAUUAUGUUUAUUAAUUAUGGGAUAAACAUAAAAGGCUAAGACGGCAUUGGCGGUAAUGUACUCCUCCGCAUAUUAAUGAGAUUCCUAGGCAAAAAAAAAUCGUAGUAACCGAUGCGCCCUAUACUACUGAGGAUGGGUAGGUAUUGCGACGAAUUGCACUAUGAGGUUGUUUUAGGGACGCUAUCGCUAUUUUAUUGGCUAUUUUAUUGAGUCAAAAUUUCGGCCUCCAACUGGACUGUCCCAUAGUACAAUUCUUACACAAUACCUCAAAUGGCCAAUAAUAAUUGUUCACAGCAAUAACUCAAGUGGCGGACAAGUAACGUGUUGAUGCUUCUGUUCCUAACAAGCUUAUUACAAAUAGGUAUUUUAAAUGACGAUAAAGUUGUGCAAAUUGUAACAGCUAAUAUUAUUCAUUCAAAAUAAUUAUCCGUUUCUGACUAGCUACAAUCCCACGCAUAAUUCAUCAUAAGCUACUGUUGACCAAAUUUGGAAUAAUUAUGUGGAAAAUGACGUCAAUUCUACAGCAUCAUAAUUGCCACGAAAACUAGACAGUUAAUCGAGAAGACCUGGGGACGAGUAAGUAAUGGGUGAGCUAUUGUCUAAAAACAUAGCAAGAACAGCAAGAAUACAACUCGACGGACGACAUCCGCGAUUUGGAGAAAAUUUGCAGAACUGAACAACCUUUUAACUCCUAAGCGUGCCGAUAAACAGGCAAUUGAAGAUGAACUUAAAGGGACUGUGUCACGAUUGUGCGUAUGUGUGAGCUGUGACAGUAGCUGAUUGUCUUUGAACGAAUCGGAAGCGAGUAAGCUGCACUCGAGAAAAUUUACAUAAUUUUAGAUCCAUUGUUCGCGAAGUGGGAGUCUUCCGGACGUUUAUGUUCGAUUUUAUAUAUAUCCCCACAAUUCAUAUUUAUUCUCCGGUAUUCCUUAGAUAAAUGUUGCAGAUGAUAAGAAUAAGAUUAACAACCCUGUCCUUCUUUGAAACAAACAUUUACCUACGUGUAUUUUUACGUACCCACGCUAGAAAACAAGUCUCCGAUCCGCAAACAAAAAUAAUUUGUGAACAAAACUUACUGAUCUCUCUGUUUACCCUAUAUAAACUUAGAAAUACCUGCAAAUAGCUCCUGACCGUUGAUCAAAACACACAGUAUAGGAUGAGGCAAACGUUUUGCUUAAAAUGCCAGCUAAAUGCGCGCUAUAAUAAAAUAAGCCAUGCCAUGCGGUCGGCUAGCUCAGUCGAUUGAUACCGGCUGAAAAUCGUAGAAUUGUUUGAAAGCAAUUCUUAGCGCUUCAUCAUAAAACGCUUUCAUUGCAAUAGCAGCCACAUAACGUGUAAGUAAAAAGAUUAUUCUAAAAGAACAACGCAAAAAAAGGAAUAAACAGGAGCCCAUAACUAUGGCAUAAAUUUCAACUGCUUAUCAGCAAAUAACAAAAUUCCUUCCGAGUCGUUGCGUUGCGAGUUCCGCAAAACAAACGUUAUCGAUUCAACACAUAAAGAAACCAGAUGUUAAACGGAACAUUCAGGGAACAAUUUAUUUUUAAAAGAUCAAUUCUUAAACAUCUACGCUCAUACAGAAAAGAUACAAGGAACAUUCCCAGUCAACUACAUCAGUAAAGAUCGCGCGGCCUGUUGUCAGUACUUUCUACUGUACAACUACGGAUCGGAGUCAUAAAUCGAAUGCCUGUUAAAACGUUUCAUGUUCGAUGGUUUGUCUCUUCAAACCUCACACGACUUCGUGUACAACAAAAGAUUGCUGAGUUUUCUCCUUCUGAUUCCAGGCACUCGAUAAAUUAAAUUGCUGCAGACAAUCGGAAGUCAUGUCGCAGAUCAGCUUCACUCGCCGCUGCGUCCCAUUAGUAGUCCACGGCUGUAUCGAGGAAACCCUUUUUAACUCCUCUUUACAUAUUUAUCGUUUGAAAAAUAUCCGUCAAAGGUAGAUAGUUGACUGGAGAACCUUGAUAGACAAAAAUGAAAGCUAGAUGACCACAUUAAAGGCCACAUUUGAUCCGUUUGUAGGAACACUGACAACAACGAACUUGGCUUCGUACGGUUCUCCUCAAUGACUUCGAAUUUUCUCGACAAUACUUGCACAAAAGUACAAAAUAUGGCGUUUAAAACUUCCCAAAUGGACCAAAUAGCUCUUGAAUACUGAUAUUAUGGCUCUCUCGGGCGUCUCAGGGUCGAUGGAAGAGCAUUUCUUCACCAAACGCCAAUCUUGAAAAACUGUCCGCCGGAGAGAAAUCAAGUUGCCGCACAUGCGCAGAAGCGUGUCACAGUCCCUUUAACAUCGAUGGAGUUAAACAUGUUUUAGAUUGUUUUUAAACUAGGAAUUAUUUUGAAAGAAUAAUUAUACAAUUAUAAGCUAAGACAGCUGUUACAAUAAGCGACAAAAUAAAUUGUUCAAACUGUUUGGAAGAAUAAUUGUUUAGAAUUAUAGUUCUAGAAGUCCUUUCAAUUUGAUUAUAAAAUCAAGAAUGAAAAUGUUCUCAAAACGUUGUAGAAAAACUAAUUUAAGGUGGCUUAACAACAUACUCCUGAGUUUAUCGAUCGGAAACUGUCACCACAGCUGUACUAUGUUAUGUACUACCGUUACUAUGUAUGCUAAGGAGGUUAUCCAUGCAAUUUCAAUGAGCCACACUUCAUGGAGCUUCUCAACCAUAGAACAUUGAAAGUGAGCCGCUUUUUGGUUUAAUGACUUACUUAUUUACUAAUUAGGACAUUUGGUCCAACAAUGCGGUAACUUCUGACUCUGGGUACUUCAUAUUAGACACAAUUAUUUUUGAUUUCUGUGUAAGUUCAUGUUUGACAGAAUUGCUUGCGUUUUAGGUGAAAAUGAGGAAAAGAGACAUUUCGAGUAAGAGGUUGAAUCUCCUCAGCGGGAAUUUCUGGACAUAAUGAGUUUUGUGGUGAUGUCUUCAUUGUGGAUUAAACUAAUAAUAUGAUUAAGUUGGCUUUUUCUCCGCCUUUGACUUUCCUUUUGUCUUACUAAGCUGAAAAAAUUCAAAUGUGGAAGAAUGCGUUUUAAACUAAUGAUGGGUUAAAUGAUCUUUCACAUAAAAUAUUCAGGGACAUAAAUAUUGCUUCUUUAGGUACCUUGCCCGUGUUAAUCAAUUUGGAGAAUGCGACAUUUCAAGACAAUCACAGUGGAGAUCUCACUUGUUUGAUGAAGGAGAUGGCAAUGCAGUUUUUUGACACUAUGGCAGCUGGCAUUCCAAAUGAAGAAAAGCCUAAGUGCCUGUAUUAUUAUUUGGAAGGAGUACGUCAUCUAAAAGUUAAACAGGCAUUUGAAAGUAGUUUAAGAAUAACAGUAGAGUGUCCCACUCUGGAAAUCCUUGAUGAGCUAUGGGAGGACUAUAGCUCUGGUAACCUAAAUGCAGUUGCCGAAGAAUAUCUGUUGACAGAUGACAUCAAGAGGAGAUUUCACGUAGAGUCUGUUAGAUUAAACACAACAAUUUUGGAUGAAGACUACUUGGCUUGCAAACAGUUUCUAACAGGUAAUUUAUCCGGGCUGUUAUUUGUCAGUUUUGGGAUUAUAGGCAGAUUAAGAACCGUUUUAAAGUGAGGCCCCAAGGUAAAUUGCCUAACAUUUCCUGUUGGCUCAUAGUUAUGAAAAUAUUGUUUUAAAACAUUUAUUUAGCCUCUGGGGAAAAAAUGAGUGUUUAGAGGGGCUAAGGAAGCCCUCCAUUGGAAAUCGCAGGAGGCGAAGGUCACGCGCCGAGACCGAAAUGCUAAAGGUAGGGCGAUUCCUAGAGGAGGUUGGACACGGCCCGCAAGGCAACAUGGGGCGAAUUAACGCAUAGAGCGUCCUUGGAAUCAUCUGCAUCAAACCUUCGAGCAGUGCAGAUCUCCAGUGACAGCAAUUUUUUACUGUAAGAAGCACUGAAUCGGCCUACAUUGCCUUUUAUACCCUAGUCCUAGUCUACUACUGGCAAAGGUUUAUCGUACGCGUGGCUGCCCAGUUGAAAGCUCAUUCAAGGCUAUUACAAAAAGCAACAUUUCUUUUUUUAUGCAUCAUCGUGCAAACUCAAAUAAUAUAAGCAAUUUCAUUUUAUAGUAAAUUACAUUUUCAUUACUUUCAACUUAGACUUCAGCAUACCAGUUUAUUUUGGGUUAAUAUAUUUCAAUUUGUUUAGGUGUCUUCCAGAGGAUUUUUCUCUUGGCUACACCUGACAGGCGGAUAAAGUUUUAUCUCACCUUGUAAACUAUCGUCGUCUGCAUUCGUGUCAUUCUUAGGGUAAAAUCUUUCAUUAGGACGUAUAGAUUUUUUGACCUAUGAACACGGAGGGUAAUGAGUCCUGAAGUUUACUUCUUACUGUUAGCUAUAUAUUUUUGUUCUUAAAGCAAUAACAACAUUUGAUUUUCGAAUUCCUUGGUGAAACUGGGCCACAAAAAAAGGACUGAAGCCAUAUUUUUAAAUAAAACCUAGAAAUAAGAAAAAUACACCAACAUGAGCGAAUUAGCUGGGAAGCCAACCCACUUUUGAACUCUUGAAUCCUAGGUAGAUCCGGGUUCCAAUUUUUUAUAAACGUCCAAGUUGUGUAUUGCACUCAGAUUAUAUGAAUGAUACGAUGUUUUCCCAAGAUCAAAAGACCCCUUGCCCUGCAAUAUCGGAAAACAUCUAUCAAAUUUUGAUCGCUUAUAACAGACAAACGGCAAGAGGUGCGAUGGAGUGCGAUACGCUAAACUCAAAGAACAGCUUUUCCUUAAAUAGAUACUGCCAUUUUUUUUUUGGGCGAGCACCCUCAGAAUAUUGGCAGUGAAACCGAACGUGUUGGGUGAACACAUCGACGGUAACGGCGACCAUAUUGGACAGCCAUGCGAGCAAUUAAACGUAUAGCAAAAUCAAUGGAAAUGGCUGCAAGAAAAAGCAAUAAAAGGUUAUUUUAGGAACUUACCUUUUACUUCACCUUUUUUGUUGCGACAAAAAUGUUGCACAUCUUGAAAUAAACGCAAACAAACCCCUGAUUUCUUGCGUGCGUUCAGUCCUUUUAAAAUGAGCAAUGAAUGAAUACGGCGACGCGAUUGGUCAAGUGCUCCUACCAAGGUGCAUUUCGGACCGUGUCCAACCUCCUCUGUGCGAUUCCUAAAUGGAGGGGCUUGCCUGGAGGCUAAUAGAGAUGCUUAUUUGUAAUAUUUGCAAACAAUUUAUUCCCUCUGACAAUGCUUGGCGGUAUAUGUGCUAUUUCUCAAGGACCUGUAGAUAAUGAAACGAAAGCUUUGAAUGAAAGUCAACUAGGUAUGACAAUGAGUGUUACAGUUUAUUCGAAAUGCAAUGUCCUAGACCUUUGUCUAGGUUAGGUUCUGAGUAACGAAAGUAUGAAUUGCUUCCUGACAUAGAUUUAUUAGUUCUCAAGGACAAUUAAUUUAACGUCAGCGCAUCCCUCAUUUUCACAUCUCCGCUAAAAAUGUUAAGACGAAAUCCACCAGGAAACUGAGUAAUUUUAAUUUUCGGUGGACAAAAACCUUGUACCAGAAUAAUUUAAUUAAUAUUACAUUCUUUCUCAAAAGUUUAUAUUUUGGUUUUCCGUACCUUUGAUAUAUUUUGAAUUUUUUUUAUAAGUUUGCUUUCGAGUACCCACUUUCCUAUCAAAGUAGAAAAAUCCAUUGUAGCUUUCCUUUCGUCUCAGAUUAUUCAGAAUACGAUCAAGAGCCACUGGCUAAGGAAAGAGGAAACUUGCUUCAAGAUUACUUCCAAGUUGCUAGCGAAACUCAUCGUCAAUCUGUUGUAGACUCCGAACCACUGACUCUGCACUUUUCAGUGAAUGGUAAGUGUGUAAUACCGAAAAGUUCUGAAAAUAAGCCCCUCCCAAUAUAAGCCCCACGAACUAGUAACGCAAAAAACCCUCCGAUAAAUCGCCCCUCCAAAUACAAGCCCCGAGGGCUUGUACUCGGAAAUAGCCCUCAAAUUCAAAGUAAAUUUAAAAAAAAAAACAAAGCAAAAACUAUACAGUAACAUAAAUUUUUGCAUUUGUCAAACAACUAUUACGGGUGCCAGUAGGAUUGCAGUCAAAACGUGUCACAGUAUAUUGCUGCUGGCGUAGUUCACUCUUCAAUCUUAGUUUGGAUUUCCUCGAUCGGUCCAUAUAGACAAAUUAAAAGCUUUCUUAAAAAGAAAUGUUUUAAGUUGCUUUUUAAAAAUGGCGAGGCUACUACUUGUUCUUAUAGUUAAUGGCAGCGAGUUCCAUAAAACAGGUGCAGCAUGAGCAAAGGCCCGAUCCCCAAGUGUGGAGCAGUUGACUUUUGGAACGAACAGAAGAGAUUGUGCAGACGAACGAAGAGCAUAAUUAGCAGCCGGUUUCAGGGAUAAAAGAUCUUUAAUGUAGGAUGGACUUUGGUUGUGUAGUGACUUGUAAGCAAAAAGGACCAAUUUGAACUGAACUCUAAACGUUACUGGAAGCCAAUGUAGAUCGAUAACAGCGGGUGUGAUAUGAUCAAAUUUCGCAUUCUGAAAAGUCACUCUAGCCGCGGCAUUCUGGACUUUCUGUAAACGAUCAAGCUGAUUUUUGGGUAGACCAAAUAGAAGUGCGUUACAGUAAUCAAGGUGCGAACAUACAAAGGCAUGGAUCAGUGUCUUUGUGGAUUGCACGGUAAGGAAUUUUCUGAUCUGUCUUAUGUUGUAUAGUCCGCGAAAAGCUUUGCUACAAAUCUUGCCUAUGUGAACAUUCAUUCGCAUAUGAGCAUCGAACCAGGGCCCAAGGUUCCGGACGCUUUCUAAAGGCUUAAUGACAGUGUCACCAAUGGUAAUAGAUUCAAUAGAUGUUUUUUCAAGUUGUUGACGGGUGCCAAUAAUUAGAAAGUCAGUUUUCGCGUCACUGAUCAUUAAACGAUUUGCAAUAAACCAAGAGUGAACAUCAGCGAUGCACUUUUCAAUCACAGAGACAGCGUUAAUUUCCGAAUGGAUAGAACAAGGUCGGAAGGAGAGGUAAAUCUGGGUGUCAUCAGCAUAACCAUGGACGGAAGGGAGGUGCUGAGAAAUAAUGUUAAAGAGGCGGGAGACGUAGAGAGUAAAUAAAAUAGGCCCCAUACAACUGCCUUGGGGGACUCCACAGUUCAGAUUGAAGUCGUCAGAAGUCUUAUCACCGACAAGUAUACUUUUGUUUGCGACCAGACAGAAAUGAGUCGAACCAAUUUAAAGCAGUUCCGACGACUCCAAAAUCUUGUUGCAAAAUAUUUAGAAGAAUGGAAUGUUCAAUGGUAUCAAAAGCAGCACUUAGGUCCAAAAGUACGAGAAGUGUCACUUCCUUAUUAUCUAUACUCAUUAAGAUGUCGUUUUGAACCUUUAAUAGAGCAGUCUGUCGAGUGAUAUUUACGGAAGCCGGACUGGAAUUUAGGAAGAGGGGCAUUUUUCUCACAGUGGACGAGAAGUUGUUGAAGUGCGGCCUUUUCCACUACCUUGGAAAUGAAUGGAAGAUUACUGACUAGACGGAAAUUUUUUUAGACCAAAUCAAGUCCAGGUUUUUUCAAAAGAGGGGUGACAACAGCGGUUCUCCAAUUUUCUGGAACGGAGCCACUGAGAAGAGGAACAUUAACCAUCUCAGUGAUAGAGGGCGCUAAUACAUCAAGACAGGACUUCACUAGCCAUGUAGGAAUAGGAUCCAACCGACAAGAGGCAUUGGAGGAUUCUCGAACAAUCUUACACACUUCUCCUAUGAAUAGCGAAGAAAAAUUCUCCAGAUUCUCCUUUGGAGUAACAGGAGCAAGUCGAGGCUCUUGAACUUGAAACUUGUCAAGAUUUUCCUUUAUGAUUUCAAUUUUUUGAGGAAGAAGGUGCCAAAUUCGUUUGCUAGCUUAGUGGGAUCAUCGUGCUCUGGAAGAGCCGACUCAAGUGGUUCCCUGGACAAAGAAUUAACCACACGAAAUAGCUUGCGAGAGUCACCCGCACAUUGAUCAAUUGGGUUUGAAUAAUAAUUCACACGUGCAGAUUUAGGAAGUGCAGAGUACUGAUUACGAACUUUAUGGUAAUUAUUCCAGUCGCCAAGGAGGUCAGUUUUCAAGGCUUUCUUUUCAAGACGACGACGUUUACGCUUGAGUUGUUUAAUGUCAUCAUUAAACCACGGGAUCUUUGGACGAUUACACUUAGUACUUGCAUGGCUGAGUUCUAGAAAGUUCUACGUCCUCAAGGCGAGUUUCAGUGAAAACUUGCUGCAAAUUACUGACAUAAAUUUCCUUCCAACUAUAACCUAGCCCACUGGAUUUUGAGACGUAGACUUCCCUCCCAGUAUAAGUCUAGCCGAUUUUACAACGCAAAUUUUCCUCCGUACAUAAGCUCCUCAAAAAGGGCCUUUGGAAAAUAUAAGCUCCGUGUGAUAACACAGCGAACCACACGUUCAAGCGGUUACUGAACAGACAUUUUAAUCUAUAUCAAGUGCCUCGAAGGUACAAACGAAACUGAAUAUAUAAUGAGUCUAGCAGCACGUGCAAAUGAAAUUCAACACAGGGCGUGAAAAUUACAAUAUUAUAACACCCUCCCUUUUAUAGAGAAAUAAGAAAACAACUUAACGGAAAAAAAACCAAACAAACAAACGACUACGCACAUAUUAAUGAAAUUCAGUUCUUUGGAAAGAGUUCUUAGGCUUAAGUAAGCACAUAGUCCUGUAGACGCCUGGGCGGCUGACGGACGCGCGUGGACCUUCUCGGUACCUGUAAACGAUUGGGCGACUUAGAUGCGUCCGCCACCGAAGACAACGGACCGCGCGGCUGGUCGAAUGUUUCCACGCGUAUAUCUGGAGGUGCCUGUUCCCGUGUAUCUUCGCGUGUCUCUGUGGGUGACUGCUCGCGCGCCUCUAUGUCGUCGUCAUCUUCAACUUUGAUAGGCGCUUCAUUGGACUUGCGUAGCUCAACACGAUUUCGUCGAAGGAGUCCUUGAGGCAGCUCAGCCUCGUAAGAUCUUUUGUCAAUGCGACUCUUUACGACACCCUUUUCCACUCUUUUCUUCCCGCGCGCCAGGGCUGAACUCGCACGGUAUCUCCGGGCUCUAAGGGCUGGAGGUCUCUUGCGCCUCUGUUAUAGUACUUGGCUUGUUGCUGUUGGCGGCGAUGAAGCUUGGUAUGUGUCACGUCCUCGUCUGAAACAGAUGGCUUUAAUAAUGCAGCAGUCAUCGGGAGGAGACUUCUUGUCCUUCUGCUAAAUAGCCGCUGUGCUGGGAUGGUUUGCAUACUCGCAGGCGGUGUGUUUCUGUGGUCCAGUAAAGCAAGAAACGCGUCUGAACCAGUCUUGCUGCAAUUUAACAGAAUUUUCUUCGCUUGCUUAACGGCGCUCUCAGCUUUUCCAUUCGACUGACUAUGAUACGGACUGCUGGUUCUGUGCUCAAAAUCCCACCCUUUAGAGAAUUUCAGGAAAUGGCGCGAGACGAACUGUGGCCCGUUAUCAGUAACGAGUUGCUCGGGAAUGCCAUGUCUCGCGAAAUGACCUUUAAGCUUCUUGAUGACGUAGACAGAGGAUGUACUUCUCAGAUGGUCGAGCUCGAAGAAAUCGCUAAAAUAGUCCACAGUCACAAGGUAACUUUUUCCAUUUAACUCAAAUAGGUCUGCUGCAACGAACUGCCACGGCCGACUAGGUGCUUCGUGGCUGAUGAGUGUUUCCUUCCUUUGACCCUGUUCGUACUUUCUGCAGGCUUCACAUGUUGACACAUAGUUCUUGAUAUCUCCUGUCAUCCCAGGCCAAUAAAGACACUCACGCGCUCUGUUAAGGCAACCAUUAACUCCAAGGUGCGAAUUGUGAAUAAUUUUUAGGAGACCGCUCCUAGCAGCCUUGGGUACCACUACCCUUUCUCCCUCAAAAAUCAGACCAUCCUGAACGGACAGCUCAUCUCUCAUAUCGAAGUAAGGAGAGGCUAGAAGCGGCAGGGUACUCUUAUUUUCAGGCCGGCCAUGCUGAAUCACUGCCUUUAGAACUUGAAGCGAUUCAUCCUGCUCUGUUUCCCGCUGAAUUUGCAGUAGCCUGGCUUCAGAUAUUGGCAAGUAAUUCAUCAUGUUGAUUGUCUCAAACUCUGACUCAAUCUGCGCACCCGAGGGAAGAUAAGCUCUAGAGAGAGUGUCCGCUAAGAACAUUCUGCUUCCCUUCUCGUACUGUACCACCAAAUCGUACUUUUGCAAACGGAUCAACAUUCCUUGCAACCUCUUAGGAGCGCGAUGAAGUGGUUUCAUGAAAAUUGACUCAAGUGGCUUAUGAUCAGUAUGGACAACAGUUCUUCUACCAAAGGUAAAGUCAUUGAACUUCUCUACUGAAAACACGAUUGCCAACAUCUCCUUUUCAAUCUGCACAUAGUGAGAUUCCGUCUACUAGCGUACUCGAUUGGGUGACCAUUCUGCAUUAAAGCUGCACCUAAACCACUCUGGCUACUAUCACACUGGAUCUCAAGCACUUCAGUGGGCUUGUAGUACGCUAGAACGGGUGCUGAUGCAAUCAAUGUCUUGACAUCAUUCCAAGCCUUCUCUUGCAAAUCAUCCCAACACCAUGCUGCAUCUUUAUGGGUAAGAUCUCGUAGAGGCUUCAUCACAUCAGUUAAGUGGGGUAGAAAACGGCUAAGAUAAUUGACCAUUCCAUUCAGGCGUAAAAUAUCACCUCGGUCCUUUGGGCGUGGCAUCUCGACGAUUGCUCUCACUUUCUCUAGAUCUGGCUUUAGACCCUCUGUGGUUAGCAGGUGCCCAUGAAAUGGAACCUCUUUACACUUGUACUCUAACUUCUCGGCAUUGAGCUUGAUACCUUUCUGCUGACAUAAGCGCAUGAAUCCAUCUAGAUUCCUGUCAUGAUCAGCCUCGCACGUGCCAUGGAUGAGAAUAUCAUCUGCAAUACACUUUACACCCGGGAGACCUUGUAACUCUUCAUGGAAACGUUUCUGAAAAAUUUCAAUCGAAACACUGAGACCAAACGGCAAACGGAGCCAACGAUAUCGCCCAUAUGGCGUAGCAAAUGUCGUGAGCAUACUAGACUCGCGAUCUAACUCCAGAUGCCAAAAAGCAGAGGCUUAAUCAACCUUUGCAAACACACGUGCAUCUGUCAAGUCGGGCAACAAAUCAUCAAUGACGGGAAUUUGAUAACGUUCCCUCUUCAAGACAGUAUUAAGUGGUCGCGGGUCAAUACAAACACGCAGUUCGCCGGACUCUCUUUACAGCUACAACAAUCUGACUAACCCACUCGGUCGGUUGGUCAACAGGAGUGAUUACUUUAAGACGUUCCAACCUUUGGAGCUCUUCUUUGAACUUCUCCCGAAAAGACACAGGGACGUUUCUUGCUGGAAGGAUAACAGGCUUGCAAUCUGGGUCAACUUGCAGGCGAACUUUUCCUGAAAGUGUUCCGAGACCUUUGUUAAAGACAUCCGCGUAAUUAGCUGUGAGAUCAUCAUUUGCAUUCUCCACAAAAUUAAUGAAGUUUUCCUUGUGUACAGUUAACAGCUUCAUUUUCUGCGUUGCAUUUAAGCCAAGCAGAGGGGUCAAAUCCUCUUUCACGACUAGAAACCGGACCUUGUACUUCUCAUUAGUUUUCGGAUUCACAACAGGCAACGCACAGGAACCGACAGGCGUCACUUUAGUUCCAUUCCACAUGACAAGCGUUUGCGAACACGAGUCGAGUUCCUCACCCUCAGCAUACUUCAGAGGUAAAAUAUUUGCACUAGCACCACAAUCAACUUGAAAUUGCACCGGUUGCUGCCUAACCAGCAUUCUCGCAUACACAGCUCUCCCUCUCAAAGCCUGUACUCUUACAACGCUGAUCUCCUCUAACUCCUCUUUGCUCUCAAUAUUAUGGACAGGAACUUUCUUACACUUCUUGGCAAAAUGAUUCUUUUCCUUGCAUCGCUUGCACUUCUUUCUCGAUGCGGGGCACAUCUUCCUAUCAGGUUGAUGGUCAUAGCCACAAAAUUUGCAGGAAAUUUUCUUUGCCGACCGCCCGUCCACCGGCGUUGGAGCUCGAGGCUUUUUAGAACUUGACUUUACUUGAUUAAUGUUAUCCACCGGCCCAGAUAACGACUUCAUUUGCAACUCAGCAACUUCCUCGCUGCGACACACGUCGAUGCAACGAUUCAGAGUAAGAUCUCUCAUUCUCAGCAACUUCUUGGUCGUCUGCUCGUUUUUAAUUCCAAGCACAAUACGAUCACGGAUUAAACUAUCCCGCAAACAAUCGCAAAAAUUACAUGUUUUGGCCAAAUUCCUCAACUCGGCAACAACACUAUCAACCGACUCCGUUGGAAGCUUGUGUCGCAUAUUAAAACAGUAUCGUUCGUAAAUCUCGUUGACUUCGCCGAUGCAGUGCUUCUCCAUUUUUGCCAUUACAACGCGCCAAUCACUCGAGUUCUCCCCCUCGGUGUAGUUGAAUGUUUUGAUGACUUUCAACGCAUGAUCUCCGAUCGUAUGUUUGAACAUCGCCAACUGAAACUCCGGGGUUUCUCGAUCCAAACGAGAAAUGACAAAAUAAUUGUUAUAUUUCUUCUUCCAAAGCUUCCAGUUUUCGGCAAUUUCUCCACUAUGUUUCAAGUCAAGGUACUUCGGCGGAGUAAUCUGAUGAAAAGUCGACGAUGGCGGCGCUACCGCACCAGACUGUCCAUUGGAGGUAUCACCACCGGGCACGCUGUAUAACGUAGACGGUUAAAAACGAAGCAGAAGCGGCCACCGCUGCCACCAUGUGAUAACACAGCGAACCACACGUUCAAGCGGUUACUGAACAGACAUUUUAAUCUCUAUCAAGUGCCUCGAAGGUACAAACGAAACUGAAUAUAUAAUGAGUCUAGCAGCACGUGCAAAUGAAAUUCAACACAGGGCGUGAAAAUUACAAUAUUAUAACACCCCGGGGCCUAUUUUCGUAAUUUUACGGUAUAUUAAUCUAACUAGUAAUAACCAAAUGUUACGGAGUGCGGGCGACAACGAUCGAAGGUCAAAACGCUUUUGCUGUGCUUUGCGUAAGUUUCACGUGAAAGCUGGUCAAAACAGCGUGAUCAGAUUACGAGUGAUAGAAGGUCCAUACGCGCGUCACCAAAUUGCGUUCUGGGCAUUUCAUUCAUUCUUUGUGAGAGUCCAAAUGAAUGCUGGUUACCUACAUGUGACGCAUGCGUAAUAACAACCUGGAGAUCAGUAUUGCGCGCUCCUCUUGUAGCCCGUAAUAAUAGGAAUAGAACACAAUCACUGCCAUUAACUAUUAGGAGGUGGCGCUGGCCAGAGCUAUAAGGGGAGUGGGGUUGUGGACUAUCUUUUAGAGGCAAUUUUUUGAGGAAGGGUAUUAUUUUGUUUAGGCUACUGUGCUUAUGUGUCCUUGAACCUGGCUUAAGUAAAUGAUCGCCAACCUUGUUCGUUUGGUCCACGAUUCCUUAGAAUAAAAUUUUGUCCAAACAACGUAAUAUGUUAGCUUUGGAACUUUUUGUAAUAUACAAUCUUCGUUCACUAUCUAAAAUCCGUGCGCAUUAUUGGUUAAAAUUGGUCACCGUUACCUAACGACAUCAAAGUGACAGAGUGCGUUUUUGACAAUAUAUAACGCAUAAAAACUGUGCAGUGUUCAACAUGGCUUCGACUUUGAGAUUUUCCGAGGUUGAAGAGGACAAAAUUGGUAUAAUUAUCGACAGUGCCGUACCAGCAAAUACAAAGCGGCAAACCAACUGGAGUGUCUCAGUUUGCAAUGGUUAGUUAAGCAAAAAGAAUGUGUUUUUUGGCAAUUUUCUCUGCUUUAUAUGUCGUUGUUUGAUUUUUAAUUUCGACUGCAGUGCAGCUUUGUCAGUUUUGUGUGGUUGGUUUUUUUUGGUAAACGUUGAAGGAAUAUAUAUACGCUUAUAAAUGAGUGUUUUCUCCUUUUAACACAGAAUGGUUGCAGCUCAAAUAUCCUAGUGAGGAUUUGGAAAGGUUGAAUAAAGAAAUACUUCCAGAAAGGCUAACUAAGUUCUAACAAGAAUGCAAAGCCAUUGCAAAAACAUUGUACGCAGUGAACUCAGAUUGGAUAUUAAAAGAAUUAGAGACUGUUUCGUUAGUGUUUUAUUUACAAAUACACGCACUUGCUUCCCGUACAAUGAACUCGAAAUUUUCAAUACUGCUCUCAGCUCCACUUCGUGCAGUAUUGAACAUUUCGAGUUCAUUGUACGGUAAACACGUGUGUGAAUUUGUUAACACAAAACUCAAAAUAGUCUUUAACCCAAAAAUAUCGUGUGAAGAUUUAUGUCUUGUCACUAUAGUUUGGGGAACACUUGCGGCGAUGUAUAAUUGCAAGAGAGGAUACUACCCACUUUUACCGUUUGGUAAUUGAAAUUAUCUUACAGUCGGACCGAAGAAAAGAGUUAAUCAGGGUGGUAGUGGUCGAGACGAUGAAGAGACCAUAAAAAAUAUUGUACAAAUUCUACAUGAAAUUAACAUAUUCAACAAAACGUUUUUUUACCUUUUGGUCUCUAGCAAACAAGUGAGAUACGUGUGUAAUCUAAUAACAGGGAAUUAUGAUGUAUCUUCUUUACUAAAUUUAUAUAAAUAUUUCUAAAAUGUCAUUUUCCAUAUUUUCAGACAUUUUCACCAAUAAUGCCUCAAACAGUGCUAAGUUCUACGUUAAGGACGUUUACAACGGACUUAACAUGUUUUUAGACUAUAACUAAAGGUCUUUUUAGAAAGUACGGUAAGUAAGUACAACGGAGAGCCAGGUUCGUUUCCUUCUUUGACCUUGCAAACAAAUCUUUCAGGCAAAGGACAGUUCCCAAACAUGCAACAAAAAAGCGCUCAGGACAUGGACGGAAAGCAGCAGACCUUUGCUGAGGAAUUAGCAAACAAGGAAGAAGUUAGCAGAUCUCUUCAGGAAUUUCCGGCUUAUCUGCAGAAUAUAAGCUUAAUUCAAGACUCAGGACCAACUGAGGAAAAUGCUAAUUCGCUACGAGUAGCAGUGGAGUGUGAGAAUACGGAAAUCCUUGAGCAGCUAUGGCUGGACUACCGUUCUGGUCAUUUGAAUAUAGUUGCCGAGAAAUGCCUGCUGACAGACGAUAUAAAGAGGAGAUUUCACCUGACGUCUGUGAAGUUACGGACAACUAUUUUGGAAGAAGACUACCUGGCGUGCAAAAACUUUCUUUUGAUUAAUACAGGUGGGUUGAGAAAUGCUACAGAGAAACGUGUGUGAUACAAAUUAACGAUAAAUAAGUUUAAAAUAUUUUACUAGGCUCGUAAUUUUUGCAAAAGCACUCAAUUUGAUAAUGCCGUUAACAAUGAUUAGUGUUAGCAAGAGUGACUAUAAUUCUUUUUUUUUUUCCAUGGCAACUUCUUCACUUUUUAGUAUUGUUUUGAGGCUGGAUUCUUUCUCUUUUAGUUUUUUUAUAUACUGAACUGUUAAAAAAAAAAAAAAAAAAACAAUGCAAUGUUAAUGGCCUAAAACAUAUAUGAUAUCAGUAUUAUACGUUAAACCUAAGCUUUUAGCAAACUGGUAGAGAACCUAUUAGAAUCAUGUACAAUUGUUUUCCAUAAAACGUAAUAUAAUGACUUUGGCUUUUCUUCGGGUAUUUUUGCUGUGGAGUAGGGUUAAGUUUACAAUAAUGUCAUUUGAAAUAGAGAUCUUGGUGUCAUUUCCUUUUGCCCGAUGUUGGUUCUUUUUUAUCUUUCUUCCUACUAAGCUGCCGAUGAAACAAGGAAGAAAGAGAAAGCGCAGAUUCAACCUGGACAGGAAAGCGGAAUCCGGCUUAUAAACAGUCUUAUCCAGUCUUCUGAGAGAGAAACUAGAACUCAAACCCUUCAAAACGUUCAUGCUUACGUUGCUGACGAGAAAAGCAAUGCUGUGGGUGACACCGCUUUUCAGUCAAUCGAGCGAAAGAAAUCGACUUUGACCAAUGAUAAAUCUCCUGUGUCUUCGUCUAGGACACAGCCAGCUGACGAAAACAUGUUUCAGGUUGCUGAUGAAACUCGGUGGGAUUACGUAAGUACGGAAGCUUUUGAAGAAACUCAGAACAAGUCUGCUGACGGAAAAAGGACGCAGCCUAUUGAUGAAAACCAAAGCCAAUCUGCUGAGGAACAGAAUAUUCAGGAUGUCGGAGAGAUUCAGAACCAGACUGAUAAAGGACAAAGGACUCAAGCUAUUGAUGAAACCCAUAACCAGUCCUCUGAGGGACAGCAUACUCAGAAUGUCGGAAAAAUUCAGAACCAAUCUGCUGAGAGACAAAUAAUUCUCUUCGGUCAGGGCCAGUAUGCAGAGGGAGAGGGGCAAAGAAGUCCAGCGGGUGAAGGAGAUCACGACGAAUGCCUUGAAGAAGUAAGAGCCCAGGUUUCAAAGGAGUCUUCUAAGGAAAGCGGUCCUUGGCACCCUGAUGUCAACGAAACAAGGAAUGACUUUGCCGUCUGCAGACCUCUCUACACAGAAUCCACUUCUGAAGAUUAUAAUUAUAAAGGUAGUUGUUCCUGGUUGGUUUCUUUUGUAUAUUGUUAAAGUGAUUAAUCAAUUUUAAUCAAUUUUACUUUGUUUUAGAAGGAAAACAUGACGACUAUGAAAGAAAAAAUGGUGAGGACAAUGAUAUUUUUGUGUGUACAAAUAAUUCUUGUAUAGCUUAUAGUUAGUAAAACACAGUGUUGGCUCAAACUAAAUUUUGAAAAAAGUUUUUAGCUAAAAUCUCGACAAAUUCACUUGGCUCAGACUUCAAAUAUUUUUGCAAACAUUUUUCAUCGAAGUUUUUCCGUUUCGGUUAAUAUUUUAAGCGAGAAGAUUUUCCAUGUUUACGCCAUUCUGUUAAACAGGAACUGGGUACGCUCACAUAACUUCGUGUACAUCACUUUGCAAUCGGUAAGAGUUUCUCUUUUAAACAGGGUGCAAAACAAAGAAUUUUCCUUUUUUGACAGGACCUAAUUUGUUUCAUCAAAGCAAUAUAGAACUUUUUGCUGUUUUUGCAUAGCCUUGUAUAAACGCUCGAGAGGUUAGGAGAAUUCUCGAAAGUUGUGGAAGCCCUCGACUUCGUCUGGGAUUUGCGUAACUGUCUCGAAUUCUCCGAACAGCCUCUCGUGUUUAUAUCAGGCUAUGUAAACGCUUAAAACGUUUUCUAUUACUUAAAUGGGUGGUAUAUUAAUGGCAUUAAUAUUUAGAAAGAUAGUUGAUAUACCGUGCCUUUCAUUAGGUCAUCGUUUGACGACUAGAUUUUGUAGUGAGGGGUGAUAGUCGAGCAAGCAUACAAAUGAACAGCCUUUUUUUCAAAACACUAUAACUGGUACAAAUACUUGAGCCUUUAUUUGUCGUAUUUUUGUCAUUAGAACGAUACCAAGAAAAAAUCUGUAGUUUAGAGAUUUUUCUCUGGUAUCUGCAGAGCAGCUUUGGGACAAACGAAAUACAUGUAGCUGUGAAAACGAUGGGAGGAGAAAACGUUAUAAAGCAAAAACUUUUUUUCGAUUCAUAAAUGUAUGCCAGAAUGAAGCGGAGCUGUAGCAUGUCCCCUAGCCUGCGCGCAGACGAAAUUAAACUCUGGUUAACUCCGUCUGCGAAACAGCGCCGAAAUCCUUGUUCUGGACUUCCAGCUGUGUACCCAGAUUUGAGUACGCACCACGAUUGGCCAGUUAAAAAAGACCUUUGUUUUGUUUGUCGCAAGAGUGGUAAUAGCCAAUCAGGUUGAGGGGAAAUUCGAAACGCACUUCCGGUAAUUCGUUGAGUCGGUUGGGGGUCCAGAACAAGGAUCUCUGCGCUGCUUCGCAGACGGUACUAAUCAGAGUUUAGUUAUCGUCUGCACGCAGGCUACAUGUCCCCAAGUUGUUUAAAACAUUCAACUGACCAACAAUUAUACCACAGGUUAUUUGUUCUUAGUAUAAUUACAUUGAUGAUUAUCGAAAAUUGAGCGCUAUGAUUGGCUAGUGGCUUCGCUUCAUCCCGCUAUAAUCACAGCGCGGUGAUUAUAACAAGGCUAGCAGCUUUCAAAAUGGUAGCCAGAUUUGGUGAUGUUUCGGAGUCGGAAAUUGAACAACUUAAAGAAAAUGCUGUUCCUCAAAAAACAAAUAUGCUACAAAAUUUGGAGUCAAGCUAUUCAAAGGUAGGUUGAUAUAUUUCUCUUUUGCAAGUAACACAAUUUACUGAAAAAUGGAUGUUUGUUAACUUUUGCAAAAUAUUUUGUUCUACAGAAUGGUUUCAACAGCAGCAGAGUUCACAAAUAAAAUAGAAAACAUGGAAGUCGGUGAAUUAAAUAAACGUCUCGCAAAAUUUUACGUUUCCGUGAGAAAGAUGAAACUGACAGCAGCUAUUAUAAGAAAACCCGCUUGUUGUCGAUCAGAGCCGCCCUCGACCGACAUCUUAAAGCCCCAAAAUCUUUCAAAAAUACGUCUCUUUUUUAUUUUACUUUGUCGAAUAAUCAUCAUUGUAAUUGUACUAAAACAAUUAGUCGCCUCAGGCGACGUGAAUAUCGGCGAACAGUCACCGAGACGUCACCUGAGGCGUCGUGGACUAAUUUUUAAUUAGUAAAACUGUUUUGAAACACAUUUUGCUGAUUAAAAUAGUUUCUUACUCUUGCAGAUACCGGUAGGCACCUCCGUCCCAAUGUUUUCUAUGAGGCUAUGUCGCCGGCCCCACAUUCAGUAAAAGCCAAAUCUCAACAUAAGUGAGUAUGGAAUUUCGUUAGUUAUGUUCUACCAGAGAGCGAGAGAGAGAGAGAGAGAGAGAGAGAGAGAGAGAGAGAGAAAUCAUUUUGAUCCAUAAAAAGCCUAAAAAAAUGUAAGUUUAAGUAUAAACACUUUGCAUAUAGCUUGGUCGAGACCAGUAGUCAAGUCUAUGAAAUGAAUGUUUUAUUGUUUAAAACUCAUUGUCUCGUCUAAAUUCCCUACAGACCACCAUACCCGUGCGUGACAAUAACAACCACACACCAUAUGCUAUCGCGUGCUCACUGGAGGCCGCGCUUUUAUUCAACAAGUACAAAGGUGCAAACAGUGAUAGUAGCUUAUGAAAUAAAAAAAGCAAAACUAAACCUGGGAGAGAACCAACGACCAUCCACAGCAAGAAAAAACCUCACCGCGCUUGCUGCGGAAAAAACUGAGGAGAAACCCUGGCCCUGUGAAUAGAAUCCUCCCGACCUGCCGGGCACAGUAAAAAACAAAAAAACAAUAACUUUUACAAUAAAGCAUAAAUCAGAUUCCUAUAGACUUCGUGACUGAUAGGCAAGAAUUGAAAUCGUCCUCAACGUAGCUAUCUGUGACGUUGUCGGUUGCCCAACGGCCAUGCCGCUUAAAAAGUCUAUCAGCGGCACCGGCAUAGCCGCAGAAGUGGCUCCUCCAGCCCUAAGGCUAUUAGCACUAAUCUUCGAACCGUCCGUAAAAUAUCUAAAGGCGUCCUUAAUGAGUUCUCUAGCCCUUGUAUAGCUAAUCCCUUGGUUUCGUUCUUUUUCUUCUUUUGACCGAGGAGUAGCAAGCCCGGGGGGGGCACUUUGGUAUUUUUUGGGUGGAUAUGUGCCGCCCGGGACUCCAAAUUGGCACCCCGUUCUAAAAAAAAAAUCCCCUAAAAUUGAUACCCCGUUCUAGAAAUAGGCCAAUUUUUUAUAUCCCGUUCUAGAAUUCGCCCUAAAACUGAUACCCCGCUCUAGAAAUGGGCCAACUUUUCAUACUCCGUUCUAGAAAGUUUAUAAAUUGAAAUAGCCCUGUUUUUUAAAAAAAAUAUUUCUUUAUUUGUUCGACUUAUACAUUAAGUAAAUGCUUCUUCAUAAUCAGCAACAAUUUUAAGCGGAAGACAAAGCCGUGAUCCACAAUUUUUUAUACCCCGUUCUAGAAAGCGCCUCUGAAACGGAUACCCCGUUCUAAAUCAGGAGCUUCAAAAUCACGACCCCGUUGGGCGGCACAUACCCGUAUAGGUAAUGUAUGGGAGUCCCCCAAGGGCCCUGUACAGCGGUAAAUCCUUAGUCUGCUACACAGCCGUUUUUACUGUCGUCACGCAACGCUCCUCAAUAAACGGCUGUGUAGCAGACUAGUAAAUCCUCGGAGAGUUUGAUUUGAGCCGCCGAGAUGUAGACCUCCAAGGCCUUGACGGUACAAAUUGCCAGUCUACGAUCCAUGCCCCGUCUCGAAAAUGGGCACACGUUGAAGAUUCUAGGAAAAAAGGACACAUAAGAUGGGAAAAACUUAACAUCGCAGGCUUUAUAUGAUAUAACUCGCUAAAGCGCCAAAAACUCCGCGUAAUCAAUAUAGCACGAGGCAACAGAUGUAAGAUCCGAAGGGGAGACUUAUGGGUGAUCUUCGAUUCCACGAGCGCUUUUGACAUCUCAGAAGUCACAGGGUCUUUUUUGACCUUUGGCUUCCAAAAUCUGGUAUUGAAACGCGUAAGUUUAGCGUUGAGCAGAUGAUUCGCGAAACGAUCAGUCGAAUGAGGACCCCAAGUUGCGUCAAUUCGGUGGAAAGAAAAAAUCGUCCGCGUCAUAAAUGCGACUAAGAAAAUCUGCCCCAUCAUUCUGAGAUCUCGGAAUCCAUUGCAUGUCAAUCGAAAUGUCAUCACUACAACAGAUGCAUAAGUCCUUACUUCUCCCAGACGAAAUAAUCUGAGGAUAACAUUUUGAUUGUGGAGCUAGAAUGUAUUUGAUCUACGGACCAAACAUCGAAAACUAAAUCUACGCCACACUGGACACAAAACCAGGGCCCCUUGCGUCGAAAUAAACGAGACCAACGGCGCUGGACUUAGGUGACAUAACCCUCCCACGAGCUCAGCGAGCUCACCACGAAUCUCAAAGGAAAUAUUCAGUGGUUGAGCCCAGGAGGUUCUACGCUCAAUAGCAGCAUAGCAGUUUCUUGUAAACAAUCUAGCAACAUUCCCUACUGCACAUGUCAAAGAAAUAAUUUGCCCCGUAAACGAAGCAAGGUCCGUCUGGCUACAAUCUGGGCAUUCUGAAGACAGGAAACGAGGGAUGAUUUAAGCUUAAGGAUGCGACCUUCCGGAAUAAAGAUCAAACCUUUCUCAAAAUCCAUAACGGUUUCUCGGAAAACUUACUUCUGUGUAGGCUCCCAAACCGAUAUAUCAUCGCUAGGUGUGAAACCUAUUAAGGGUUUCGGUGCAAUUUAAAGACGUACCGCCUUCAAUACCCGCGGCGUCAUCGGAUAUGGCGACGACCUCUCCAAAAUUUAACCAACUGACAUAAAAAAACUUCGGUGAAGACAUAUGGCGUAGAACACAAACCAAAAAGGCAAAACCUAAAAUUCGUAAAGAAGUUUCCAGAAUAUAGACCUUGCGGGACGAAAACUGAUAACUAGCAGAGGGAGAAAAAAGCCCGAUGGAACCCUAAACCUGGAAUUAUUGUCGAAGGUGCAGAAGUCGAAAAUUUGGCGCUUGACCUUCUCUUCUUGUCUUGCAAAGAUUUAGACUUAGCUGCAGUUAUUCUCUCAGCCUUUUUCAUUUUUGUGGCGUCUGCUUCAUCAUCAGCCAAAUCAUCACAAACGUAUUCUUGAACAGAGGCGCAACCAAAUCAAGAUUUGUCCGCUAGUUUGAUCAUUUUCUAUCUGUUAGUCAGUAACAAAAUACCUUCAUUCAGUUUCUCCUUCGCUUUGCGAAUGUUUCCAAUCUCUAAAGUUUUACCGUAACAUUAGUGGUCCUGAUUACCUUCCGGUUGAAGUAAACUGUUGUUCAUUGACCUCUCUUCUUGAAGACGUAGUUUUCUGGUUGAACCUCCGAGACUAAUUUGCGACGCGAAGUCAGACUGAGCUUUAAGCAAGUUUCUUUGAAAUUCUAAAUUUGUGUGAUCAACGGCGGACAAAAUAGCGGUUUUCUGUGCUUCCAAAAUGGCAUGCAAACCGAGCAAAUCAGAAGUAAAAAGAAACGUAAGCGUCAGUGGCUCCAGAGAGAACACCAAGAGGUAUACAUUUGCAUUCAUCACUUCUUAAAUACUCUUAACAAAUCCCUAGGUAAUUCAUAACGACGAGAGCAUAUUUUUCCGCUAAUUUUUCAAAAACGCGGAAAAAUCUUAUUCACUUAAUUUUUAACGUUAGGAGUUUUGGAACUUUCCCGGAACUCGGAAGUGGCUUAUUCACCUGUUUCAACCUCCUGACAAUAAAACUGGCCAAAUUUUGGCUCAGCAAGUAUAGACCGGUUUAUUUGGUACCGCAGUAAACUGACAACUAAUGUUCAUAUUUUUGGCAAACGUAAAAGUGACCAAAACAAACAAGCUCCAAAAGUAAGGCAAAGAUAUUGGCUGUUAACAUAACUUGAGCUUCCAAAAAGGGCAAGGGAAGUAACUCCCAAACAUACUUUUCAAAAAAUUAAGAAACUCGCGGAAUCUAAGCAGCCGAAAAUUUAUUUUUACGCGAAUGUGAAAGGUUAACUUUACAAUUCAAGCCAGCCGAAGCUAUUUUUGAAUUGAAGCUCAAUAUAAAGAAGAUUAAUUUAAACAGAAUAUUUAACUCCUGAGUUAAUACCAAAUGCCUGCCAGGUAAGUUAACCAGGAAACACCCUUUAGAGCUAGGUAGGUACUACUAUGUGGUCUAGUAUGGGGGUGUGUCAGUUGGUUAACUAUGUGUAGUAAUGACUACACAAAAGGCAUUCUUAACACUGGUUUCCACAUAAUCGUCCAGAUUUUCUCAAGUGAUCAAAAUUCAAGCAUUCGAUACAAUGUAAACACUUGUGUUCAAUUGCCUGGCUACAACUGAAGUCCAUAUAUUGCGAGUGCCAGCAUGAUUUCUAUAAAAUCGUCCCGAUUUUCUCGAUUAUCCCAAUCGUCGUGAAAAAUUGAGGCGAUCGAGACUACCCGGACGAUUACAUGGAAACCAUGGACCAGAUUCACCAAGCCUUCUUAAUCUGAGAUAUAAAUCUCAACUAUUGUCUGCACAACAAGAGGGCAUUGCUAAGAAACAAUAACUAUGGGACAUCGUCAAAUGAAUUUGUUAAUCUGGCCCUGGAGUUAAGAAGACGUGUCAGUCUAAUGAAUAAGUUGACAAAUGGAGCUAUCCUACAAUGAUGAGUUACCGCAAUUUCAAAAUAAAGAUUUACCUCUCAUUCAAAAAAUUGUAAAAUACGAAUAUCCAAGAUAGACUUAACGAACUGUUUUUACGUUAGAUGUAUUCUUCCGUCCAGGGAGUGACGUCUUAUCUGGGUUGAGCUUUUUGUUUGUUAUUGUUGUUGUUUCGAGAUAUUUUUCUCCUGGAACUCCGCUUUUCCCCGCUCCUCAAAAAGAAACUCUACCGAAUUCUAUUUCGAUCCGGAAUGGCAGACAAAAACCCCACUUUGUGGAUGUACAGUUCUUUUACUACUUUAGGAUUCCCCAAUUGCAUUGCUGGUUCCCAGGUUCCUCCUUGUCGUACCCUCAUACCAUCUCCAGGUUUAAUGGUUCAAGGGACCUGCAGCUUCGAUCAAUAAACUUCUUCUGAAGUUGCUGUUUUUCUUCAAGCACUCUGUGAACUUCACUUUGGUCGUAGGCCAUUGGCUUUAGCAAGUUGGUGCCUAUUGUGCAGCUGAGUUGGUGAAAGCCCAACUCCAGGAUUUUGAGUAUUUCAUAACUCUAGAAUCGCUAAAUAGGGAUCUUUGUUCUCCUUAUAUACUUUUUUGACGAGCUUCUUGACUGUUUGUAAAGUACGUUUCACCAAGCCAUUGGUCUGAAAAAAAAUUGGUGAUGAAGUAACAUGCCGGAAUUGAUACUGUUUGGCAAACUGUUGAAAAUUCCAUAGUGCUAAAUUCUGGGCCAUUAUCUGAAUGGAGAACCUCCGGUAUUCCAUGUCUUGCCAUAUGCUGUUUUAGAAAGUUGAUGACGAAGGCAUUUGAGCUGUCUUUGAGCUGUGUCAGUUCAAACGGAACUUUAAUUAAUAAUUCAAGAGUACAACAAAUUUCCCUUGAGCAAGGUCAAACAUUUCUACGGCUAACACCUGCCAAGGUCGAUCAGGAACUGGAUGAGGUAGCAAGGAAUCCUUGAUUAAACCAGUAAAUUCAUACAAGCGGGUUUUUACUUUAAGUCUCUCUCGUUUCACCGACACCUAUUACUUGGAGAAGAAAGCCAAAUAAAUCAAGAGUUACAUGCAAAUUAUCCAGAUGAGCAUCCAAGUUGCUUAGGUUGACGUGAAACUAGGAGAAAUAAGAUUUACUUCAAGGCAUCGUCAUUUUCUCAAAGUCAUAAUAAUAAACGGCCUCAUGCUACAGAAAUUGAAAACCUAUGGAAGGAAUUUAUGGGAUGGCUUUGUGCUGUUCAUAAAGCUAUAUAAUAAGGAGGCAUCAACAGAGGAAAACCAAGAAGUAAUGCAUAUUAUACAAUACCAUGUAUCACUCAACUUUAUUGCAAAAGACAGUUAUUAUUUGAGGUUAAACCUUUAUAAUUGCACUCUGUCCAUAACGCGUAACCUUAUGAUUUCUGUUCACUGGUCUAGAACAGAUGCUACAUGGGCUUUUGGGGUUGUUAGUAUUAGAGAUAAAAGUGAAAGGCUUGAAGCCAGGAGUCAUUUCACAAGUAGGUGGAGCAUGGUGAUCCCUCUGAGCAUAGCCCUGAAUAGGACCGUUUUUGUAGGUGACUGACAUUUCGACGACCUGUGCAGUAGUCGUCUUUAGAGUCAAAGUGAGUGGUAUCACGUCAGUUGAUGGUAUUAAACUCUGGUUGUUGAGCUGAUGGGUCAAUUGAGUGGUGAUGUUAUUAGUCGUCUGUUAGUUAGGCUGUGAUGUUAUUGGCUAUUAAGACUCUAACUGUCAUUGGUGCGUUUCAAUCCGUCUUUUGUCACAAGUAUAAACAGUCGUAUAUUGUUAGUCAAAUUGUCGGUCAUCCAGUCAUUCUGUCGUUGACAGUUUUGCUUGAUUCCGCCAAUUAGUCGAUUGUAAGGUGCUGGUAAUUGUUGACUACGCUCACACGGACGAUCAGUUUCCACCUACUCUGACUCAUUUAGCGUUCCGCUCAUUUAUGAGAUGAUUAUUCGGUUGAAGAACUGAAACUAAGAGGUCUGCCUUUAAUGAACAAUGAAUUUUUCGUAGUCGAAAUAAGCAAUCUUGCCCUCCUUCUUUGCUUGUGUUAAUUGAAACCAACUUUAUCCAACCAAAUAACCAGUGUCUGAUUAAAGACGAUUGAAAAAUUUAACGCCAAGGUAGACAGCUCCAGGGGUCAUUGAAUGAACAAAUUUAAACCUGAUUUGAAAACCCUAUGUUUUAUCGCCGGCAGUGUUAAUCUUAGUUUGCAUCCCUUUCUUGUCUUUCGAUCAUAUUAUUCAGAGACGAUUUGGAAGAGUUGGUGAAGAGGAAAGUUCUCGUUCCACCCGUUGACAAAGAUGUACCUUUUCGUGAAUUCGUGAGGUAAGCCAUGUUUGAUGUACAAUGAAAGCCCCUUAUUUAAUUGUGUGAUAGUCGUGAACUGCGAGAUGCAAACUCAUCACGCUUAAUAUGAUCUUAGUCGAUACUAGGUCAAAACUUCCAAGUGACUAUUAAAGGAACAGUAUCCAGAUACUGCGCAUGCACCAAACUUUGAUUUUUGGACAGGAUGUCGCGAAAUCAAAAGAUGCGAGGAGAGUAAGAGAACCUUGAAAAAUCCGUUUCCAUCGCGCUUGGUCGGGUUCAAUACGACAAUUAAACUUCUCAGGAUUACAGAUCAGUGAUAUAUUGUUCCGGUUAAGUUUCGAUUUGGGCAAAAUCUGGAUUUUAUGGCGUUACUUUUAUUGCCGUUGGCCGGAGGACCAAAAGAUUGGAAGGACUUUGAUGCCGAUGGAAGGCUUAUUUCUUCUGCUAGCUUCCAUACAAGCUCAGAUAAUUGUGAAAGGAAUACGCAGAAAUGAAACAGCAACUAUAGAGACUGUAAGAAAGAAACCAUUGAUACAUGGAUGUGACUGAGGAGAUCUUGUGGAGGGGAGCUUCGCGAAGCAGAAUGUUUUGCAACGACGCGUUAGUAAACUUUUAAAUGAAUCUCCCUACGGCCGACAAAAUCAAACAAACAGGCGCUACAUGCAUGUUUAGAAAAACUAGUGCCCUGAAAUCAUAAUAUAAUUUUUACUAACCUUUGUGAUGAUUCAUAGCGUUGAGAUGGCUAGAACGCGAGCAAAUCAGGCAGAUAUUACUGGACUUGGCACAAUUGACCUCUGACACGAGUUUCAAAUUUGAAAAUAUAUUUUUAAAGCGAGCGAAACGAGAUUUUCGGGUUGCGAGGCGGCCUAGCUAGCGAUAAAAUCGCGAUGAGUCUUCGAACCGCCUGCCAAAUAUUUAUAUAAGACGAAAGACUUCUUCGAUCGCAAAAGUCUAAAAUAUUACUUGAGAAUAUAAACAACAAAACCCCGUCGGCGGUGCGGUCCGGAAGGAAAUCUUGUCGAGUCAAUAUGACAGUUCUAUUGUCUUUUGAAGAAAAAACAGAUGACGCUCGCGCGUGCGCAUAAUCGGGACACUGUCCCUUUAAAGGAACUUUUUAAUACUUGACCGCCGUCAAACGUAAGAGCAUGCGCAAUGCACUCUACCCGGUCCUAGCCGCGGAAAUAUCCCGCGCGAAAUUUUGAUUGAAACCAAUGCAGAAACCGCUGUCAGGCAAAAUAUAGUUGAACGAUCGUCAGAAAUAUGCUAAAGUGAAGCGAAAUACUUUAAAGAGAAGAUUUUGUUUAACAGUUGAUAGUUAGAUAAAUUUUCAUUAUUCUCCGAGUUCACUAAAUUUUUUUUGACCUUCACUAAAAAAGUUAUUUCUUGGAUGGAUAGAUUACCAGAUUUUCUUACCCAUGGUGCCCCGCUGCGGGCGCGAGAGGGCUCCGCUAAAAUAACAUUGAGACCAUAGAUGUUCACGCAUCUUUUUGAGCUUGAUUAUAUUUACUGAACUCAUGUGAUGUGGUCAUUGAACGAUAAAGGGGAAUUCCACACUGUGACACAUAAGACUGUGUGUUGACCAAUAAUUUUAUUUUAUGAACGAGAUUUCAAAUAGUUAUUCAUUAUCGACACUGUAUCGAUACAUGUUGUUUGUUGUUAAUAAAGACUUAAAUCCUGAGCGAGAUAAUGUAUUUGAUGUGAAAAGAUAAGAACACGCUUAAAAUUAAGGUCGUCAGUCAUAAAAGAGCAGUUUCAGCGAAAAAAAAACAACCAAACAAUUUACUCAAUGAAGUAUUUUGCAGAACGAACCAGAACCCAAAAGAUAUGGUUUGUAUUCAACAAAAACACCAACUAUUAAAAUUCCGUUCAAGCCAGUGUUAGUAUAAAAGUAUUACAGAAAGCUUAAACUAUUUAAACUUGAGCUUAUUCUUUCAGCGGCCAUGAUUCCGCGCUGUCCUUGAUAAACAGGCAAGAGCAAAGUAAUUCUGAUACGAGCAGUUGGAGAAUACUAUAAUCGACAAAGGGAAGUUUACUCAUACUUACGUUUCAUGUUCUACGUUCCUCUUAUUCCUCCUAUUUAUCGCCAGUGAACUUCCUUGAAAUUCAACGAAAAUUUCCCUUUCCUUGCCCGCAAGAAGACGUAGCCACUCGUAGCUUUUUGUAGAUCGAACGAAACGAUCCCCACGCAAUUCUUCGCGCGUGCUCAGACGUUUGACCUCGGUGUCUUUUUAACACACUAUAAGUCGAGCUAAGCCGGAUUAGCCCCCAAUCAAGCUCUGCAAAUUUUGCCGUCGGUCAGUCGCAGUUGUGCGAAAUUAUCCCAGAUGUUGUUUUCGAUGGAAACCAUGUGAUCACACCAGAGUAUCUGGGCAUAUGCAACGCGCGGUAAAUUUACCCCGCGUAUGAUUAACGGGAAAUCAAACUCGGUGCUAACGUCUUACUGGCACGAUUUUUUUAAAGGUCCUUCGGUGUGGUUAAAAAAAUAACCCGUUAUUAAUACUUGCAAUCUUUCAACCCCGCCAUACCGGCCGAGUGCACAUUCUCAAGGUUACUGAAUGGUCGUUAAGAACGUGCACGAAAACUUGGCAGGCAAACGACGUGUUACAGCGGUUAAUGGUCUUCUACACUCAGUUUAGUGCUGUGUUUUCUUAUUGUCACUUUUAGUAAAACAAUGGUUCCACCAGAGACAGUUACCGUAAAGUUCCGAAAUUAACGACACCGCGAAAGUAGCGAUCCUUCGGAAAAUAACGACCCUCCGAAAGUAGUGACCUCGAAAGUAAUUUUCCUUUUCUCAAAGAAAUAACGGAAAUGACAGAUAUAGAUAACAAGCCAUACCAAACUGAUCCGAGAUUUAUUUCCAACGAUUAAAAUGAUCUUUCACAUUCCUAUCCAAAGGACAAUAUAGAACCUCAAGAGAACAUUACAUUUUUUUCGAAAAAUACUCCUUUCGUCUCUAAAAUACCUACACUAGUCAAACAAAUCUUUUGAAAUGUUAUUCAAAACAAUAACUUGAAAUAGCUUUCUCCAAAUUAAAAGUGUGGAUGUUUUCACAUUUGUCGCGACAUCAUUACCUUAACGUCGAAAGGCCCAUGUACGGCAUGUGUUUUAGCUACCCGAAAGUAGGGACCCUCCGAAAGUAGCGAUCGGAGAAGGCUGCUAAUUUUAGUUAAUUUUGGAACUUCAUGGUAGUUGAAUUUUGGCUCGAAUUUUAAUCGGUUAGGCGGGCUACCUCACCUUGAAACGUUUAGAUGGGAAAAAUUAUUCCCGGCUUCGAGGGUUGCCCUUGUACAAUAGACGUAUACUGUAAGGACUUGUGGACUUCAUUGAUGUACAUCAAAAACAAUAAGGGUCCUUAAAUGGACCCCUGGGGCACACCCACAGUCACGCGUCGUCUGAAAGAGAUCGACCACUGAAGUCUUUUGGCAACGAGAAGCCAGAUAAGAUUGAAACCAGCUUAAUGCUAUUCCGGAAACACCAGCAGCCUUGAGUUUUGAAAGAAUUAUCUUGUGGUCCACAGUGGCAAAUACCUUCUUCAAGUCCAAAUAAACGACUCCUGUGAAAAUGCCGUGGUCCAUGCUGUUAAGUAAAUCAUCGCGGUAAACUGACAAAGAGCAGUGGCAGUGGAGCGACGUUGUCGAAAACAAAAUUGCCUAUCAAAUAACGUUUUUACCGCUGUUUGCUGCUUCUCAUUCGUACUUUUGGUUUAGAUGCUAAAUUUCUGUCAAACAAAAAACUGUACUAAAAGCAGAAAGAACGAAUGCGUGUCGUGAGCAGAUGCACAACACCCAAGCAUUAGCUGCAUGUAUUCAAUUAUCCUCGUAAUCUCUGCUACAACUAUUACACGGUCCGCACGGUAGUCUACCAAACAACAAAUCGCUUGUGAAAUGAAGGUAUCACAUACAGUGGGAAGAAGAAAUAGGCUAACUUUUAAAGGGUGCGUUUCUUUACUAAAAUCCUAGAUCAGAUCAAAAAUCCGGAUCAUUAGGAUUUUUCGUUGAGAAAAAAAAGCGAUGUAUCCAAAAAAAAGGAUUAUUUUUCAUUCAUUUCCAUAUCGACGGAUCACGAAGAAAGAAUAACACGGCCGCUGACAAUGUUGCAAGUUUGCUGAGCUUUUAUUGUAUUCGAUUCUGACCAUUAGCUCAAGGAUAUUGCAUGCUUUAGAGGGGCCAAAUAAAGACAAGUCUUGCAAUAAGAUAUGUAUUGGAAAAGUGAAGUCUCACAAGACACGCGGGCGAAGUGCUAGUUGUGUUGCAGUUUUUUCCUUGUGACUAUGAACUACAACAUUGCAGGUCCUGUUUGUAUUGCGAUUUUCCAUCUCCGAUAAAAAAGGCAGACAAAAUCGAUCGUUUAAUCCACGUCUCGGGUUCAAAAAUGGCCGUAAAGAUGAGCAGUGUAGUCAAAUAGCCGAUGUAUGUAUUAAACGUUUUUUGUGUUACUGCAGGCAGUAUUCACUCUUUUCGGAUCUGUAGUAAAGAAACCCUUUGGAACAUAAUAAUAAUAAUAAUAAUAAUAAUCAGCUAUACAUAUAUUUAACAAAUAGAUUCCAUGUUGCCGUGCGUCUGUUCAGUAAUAGAUCACAGAUGACGUCAAAAUGUCGUAAAAACAAAGAAGUGGCACACGAGCCGCAGGCGAGUGUGUCACUGUUUUUUUUACCACAUUUUGACGUCCUCUGUGAUCUAUUACUGAACAGACCCACGGCAACAUGGAAUCUAUUUGUGUUAUACAAUGAUCAGAAAAGAAAAAGUCCGAUACACAUACCUGCCUCGAACCGCUUGACCUUUUGAGGAUUUGUGCUAGUUUAGGCAUUUUUUAAGUCCCAAACCCAACUUUUCAUCUUAGCUUCUUCUUUAUCUUACUUGUGUACAGUUUCUUCGAAAAGUUUUUCACCGUCUUUUCUUGCGCAAAGAAGAAUAAUAGCGAAAACAUUUUGCAAAACAGCGAGUCUCUCGUAGCGAAGACACACGAUGGCAACUGUUGUGAAGAUUUCUUGUAGUUUAGGCAUUGUCAAGUAGUCAAUAGCUUCUUUGGUCUCCGUUUCUCCAUUUUUCUUCUUUGUAAAUAGCUCCUGCUAAACUUUUUCCGAAGCUUUCACUUGCCUCAAUCCGAAAUAAUCUCACAAACAUUUUCAAAACCGCGUGCCAAGUUGAACAAAACAAAGAAAACAAGUUUCCCGUGACGUCAUCCAUGUAUCUGUACUCUAAUAGAUCAUGGGCAACGACCAAUCACAGCGCGCGUAGCAUUCACAUCAUUGUAUAAACGAAAACAGCGGAUAGUGUUUUUUGCGCCCUCUGAUGGGCUUCUCAAUCACUGAAUAUCCUGCGCUAUCCAUUGAUUCACCUCCAGUUCCUCCGAGCGAGCGACGCCAAACUCGCGUAAGUUGCGAGCAAAAUGCUUUCCCGGUCUGCUGCCGCAACAAACAAAGAAAUUUCACAACUAGUCAAGCAAGCUGUUCCCGAAAUACACGAGGAAGGCGAAGAAGUUCGGUUUGGAAGUUUUGACAGGUAAACCUUUGUCUUUUUGACUCGAAUUUAUCGAAAAAACCUGUGAAAGAGUUUUUUGUUUACAAAUGCAAAUUAAGCUCAAGUCUUGCGUUACUUUAUUUAGUUGACUUGUUCAUAAAUAAGCUUAAAACUAAAUUUAAUAACCUCUUUUCACAGAAUGAUUUUAAAUACAAAAAGAAUUCACAGCUCCUUUUGAAGAAAUUUCCCCGCAAGAGCUGAACAAAUGCCUUCAAAAGUUUUAUUUGUCGGCAAGAAAAAGCGACGGCCGCGGCCUUUCGGUCAUUACGCGCCAAAAUUGUAAUCGUUGGCAACAGUAUUUGAGUUAAAAAUCAUCAUUUUUGUGCUCAAUUAUCUCAAUGUUUUAGUAUAUACUAAAACAAUUUUUCACCUCAGUGUCGGUGGCUAGUGGUGGUUAUUUACCUCGUGCUUCGCAGCUUGGUAAAUAUUUACGACUAGCCACCUCCACUUUGGUGAGUAAUUGUUAUUUAUUUAACGAGGGUAACAAGGGACAUUACUUCAACUGAAUAACUAGUGGCCCUCAAACGUAAGACUAUAGCAACAAAAAUUAAGUAACAAAAAUACAUAUCGUUAAAAGAAAAAAAACUAUAGGUAUAUAUAUGAAUAAGACUAAAAAGAGUAAAAACUAUUUUACAAUUAUAAAAUAUCCUUACAAUGAAUGUCUACAAACUAUAAUUACAAUAAGAACAUAACUAGCAUGGGUCUAGCGAGAGGAAGGUCGUGAAAUGCCGAAUUAGCGUAAAACUAAGAAAUAAAAUUAAGUUUCACUUAAACUUGUAUACUAAAAUGAUCAAAGUCAUUGUAUUUCGAUAAAAAAUGACUAUAAGUAGCCUUUCUAAAGGAGGUUACAUAUGUUCUUUUCUUAAGGUUAAUGGGCAGAGAGUUCCAGAGCCUGGUCACGGACACGCUGAAAGUUCUUUCUCCCUCAGAUUCACGAUUAUAUCGGGGGCAGACGACGUUUAAGGCACUGUAGCGCCCACUGCGUGUGUGUAAAUCUGCAUUUCAUUUAAGAAGGUCAAACAUGUAGCCGGGGCAGUUUCCUUGGACUAACGAACACUUAUUAACAUUAGCUUCGACAUAAAAUGGGAGCCACUCCAAUUUGUUAAAGAGAUUUAUUCUGUUUGAUCUUGUGUCAGCUCCUAAAAUUACUCGGGCAGCACGUUUUUGCAGCUCGAGGAUUCUCGUUAAGUUAGGGACUGUGCAAUAAUUACCUGGAGGGGGGAGGUUUGGAAAAUUACAGGGGGGCAUAGGCGAAAAUGACAACAAGAGAGGGGGGGGUUGGAUAUAAAAUUUAAUACAUACAGGGGGGCAUUACUUUUUCAUUCCUUUUUGCAAACUGGAAAAGUAGUGGAAGAGUUAUUAGAGUUCUAAUAUAAAUACUAACAUUGGAAUAAAACUGACAAAUUCAUCAACUCUAAGGUGUUCUGAUCUAUGAACUGUUGUUUUCCUAUCUGUCAUGCAGUACGAAAGGAAUGCCUCUAUUAUAUAUGUCAAAACAGUGCUACUUUUUUUGCCUAGGAUUUAAUAAAACAGGAAACUUUAGUUAAAAGUUGCAAAAGUAGCACUAUAAUGUUAUUCAAUGAAAAAGGAAGAUGCCAAUGUUAGCACAAAUGGCAUCAUAAUUUAGCAAAAUGAAAAACCCAACUGUUGAAAUUUUAAUAGCGAUACAAAUUUAAACUAUGGUAAAUGAAACACGGUAUGAUUAAAUUGAGCUUCAAAAAAAGGGUCAAUCAGACAGGAAUUCCUGAGUUCUCACCCACGCACGCGCGGGAACCUUGGUGCCAGAGAUGCUGUAGAAGAUGAGGAAUCUCCCAAUUCAUGCGAAGACGACACAAGCUCAGAGUCCAGUGAUUCUGAUGACUCUUCAAAUGACUUUUCGACAUACGGCGAAGAGUCAUUUGAAGUGAUUUUUGUACCAGAGGAAGAAAUCCAACAAGUAAACUAGGUUUGAGGGAAUCGAUGGGAGGAGACUUUUUUUAGGGGCGGUUAGCCAUAAUAUUAUCCUUUUGUGAGGGGAGGUUGAAAUUAAUUUGUGCUUAAUGAGAGGGGGGUAUGACUUAGUUUUGGGGCAUAUUUCACCCAUUUCCCAACCCCCCUCCAGGUAAUUAUUGCACAGUCCCUUAUCAGCUGAGCAGUUUGACCAAAUAGUUGACCCAUACAGCAUUACUUGUUUGAUCAUCGCAUUGUAGUAAAGUAUGCGCUGUUCAAUAGGGAUGAAUCUCCUUAUCUUUCUAAGAACCCGCGAUUCUUUGGGAUAACGUCUCACGCAGUUCCUCAACGUGUACAUCAAAACUUAAGUGUUUGUCAAUAGUAACGCCAGAGUUAAAACUCUGACAUAGAACAGGUUGAUGGUCAGAAACUCUUAGGGGGUUACUAUUGCCAAACACCUAAAAAACGCAAACUUGUUAAAACAAGUUUGAGUUUCAGUGAACAAUCGUCAAGCUUGCAUGGUAUACGUUUCCCUGUAACAAGGAGACAUGUCGUCUUUGCAGCGUUUGUAACCAUUUUGUUGGCAGCCGACCACCGUGAGUAUCCGGUUUUGGAUAUGAUCCAAGGAAUCCAUCUCCGUUGUGGAUCAUUUGGAUCUGAUAAUCUGUUUUCGGAUUUUAGCAAAGAAACGAAAUAUCCGUUUUCGGAUUAAAAACCCGGAUUUGGAUUUUAGUAAAGAAACACACCCACCCUUUGCUAAGCUUUCUCAGUUCAACUUGAGCUACAGCUUUGUGGCCUCGCAAGCUUUCAAGGACUGGGACUAAUGCUGUUUGGCGUAUUUUGCGUUUUCCAAUACGGCGGAUGGAAAGGAGUCAUAAGACCUUCAUGCCUUUUAUGUCCAUUGUUUCUUCCCCUUGGGGGACUCCCAUCUGAAAGGGGCGGGGAUGCUCGUCGGAAAUUUUGAAUUAAACCACUAAAGGAGACCAAUCUGGGGGUGUCCCAACCUCUUUUGACCCCUAAAAGAGACCAUUUUCAACUUUGAUUUCAUCACUGAUUAGCAUAAGCGCAGCAACGCGUUUCUGGGCUCCACUUUAUUUGCUAUUUUUGGCGAGCAUUUUCAAGCAGAAAUGGAUCCCAAGCAACGAAAAACAUUUCAUUAAAGGAAAAGUUUCGAUUUGUUAUGCUCCUUUUGCAUCGAAUGAGAAAUUAGCUGUUAGAAAUGAAGUCCUUUACCGAAUCAUUCGACCGGUGGAGAUGAACAGCAGCUUCUACACUCGCCCGAACAACCAUAUUUCUCCGUAUAUGCUACUGCUGCUUGGAGAAGACAUUGAGUUAAACCCCGGCGACAAAUGCUCUAUAUGCGAUAAUUGCAGGAGAUUUUAAUGCCCCGACAUAAAUUGGAAAGAAAAUUCUUCGCAUUCUGCUGCAUCCGAAAGACUUCUGGAUAUGACAGACAACUAUGAUCUUCGUCAACACGUAUACGAGCCAACAAGAUAAAACGGAACGAGUAACAAUAUUUUAGACCACGUAUUCUCUUAUAAUCCAAGUAUCGUUGAGUGUGCAAAGAUUUUACCUGGUAUCAGGGAUCAUGAUAUUGUUCUUUUCAGCGUGAACAUUGCAUGUCGUAGGAAGAAAAAUGUAAAGGAAGAGAGCUAACUCUGUUAGUAUCAAAGAAAAGUUGAAGAGCCUUUCAGCUCACAUGAAAAAAUUAAUGGAUCAGUAAUCAUCGAUGGAGGCUCGAAGACUGAAAUUUUAAACGAGCAUUUUUGCGGUGUCUUUACAAAGAAAGAUCUUACAAGUAUCCCAAACGUUUGAAAUGACCCUAAGCCAAAAAUCAGCCCUAUCAACAUCUCUAUCAACGGAGUCAUGACGCAGCUCACUUCUUUAAAGCGGUUUAAAGCCUGUGGCCCUGACGCCAUCCCUCCCUGGUUUCUUAAAGAAUAUGCGACUGAAAUUGCACCUAUCUUAACAAAUAUCUAUCAAGAUUCAAUCAAUACUGGAACCUUGCCUGGUUGAUGGAAAAACGCAAAUGUGUGCGGCGUUUUUAAGAAAGAGAAAUAAUCCGACCCUAGAAAUUAUCGUCCGAUAUCGCUGACCUGUAUUACAUGUAAGAUCCUUGAACGUAUAAAAUACAUAGUCAUGUUACGAAACACUUCGAGCGAUACGACAUCCUUAAACAUCAUCAACAUGGCUUCAGAGCUAAGAGAUCAAAUGAAGUCGAACUAAUCCACACCGUCCAUGAUAUAGCAAAUGCAAUACAACAAAAUUCCUCUGUGCACACCGCAGUUUUGGAUUUCUCGACAUCCUUCGAUAAAGUGCCACAUAAGCGUUUUUUAAAGAAACUAGAAUAUUACGGAAUUCAUGGAACCCUGCUCACUUGGUUUGAAUCUUUUAUAACCGGACGUCAUCAAACAGUUAUUUGCGAAGGAGGGGCAUAUAAGGUUUCCCCCGUUGCCUCUUGGGUCCCACAGGGAACAUUCUUGGACCCUCUACUUUUCUUGACGUAUGUAAAUGGUUUGCCGAAUGGACUGCAUUUUGAAGUGAAAUUCUCUGCUGAUGACGCACUUUUGUAUGGUAUUCUCGCAAAUGGAGUUCAACCCCUCGAAAGGUAAAAUUCUAUGCAUCUCAACGGAACAAAAUCACCAAAGAGCAAGUACACAUUUUGUGGAACUGAACUUGAUCAAGUUGAAUCUAUCUCGUAUCUAGGGGUUACCGUAAAUAGCAAGUUGAAGUGGUCCCAGCAUUUUGCUUCAAUCUCAACAAAUGCGAGUAAAACCCUAGGGUUGAUCAGACGUAAUCUCUGGAAUUGCCCCAACAAUGUGAAAGAAUCUGCAUAUUGCUCCAUUGUUCGACCUAAACUAAAGUAUGCGAGCGCCUCUUGGGACCCGCACUACAAGAAAGACGUGUACAAACUAGAAAGAGCUCAAAGAAAGGCGUUUUUGCCUCCUGAAUUUCAAGCUAACUGCUAGCGUUACAGAUAUGCUUAAAGAACUGGAAAAGGAUUCUUUAGAAAUGCGAAGAAAGAAAAAACAGAUUAACACUAAUGUGCAAACUAAGCCAUAGUCUUGUAGAUAUUAAAACAGACAAACUUCUUGUGCCGAAUAGUGAGACCAGAACACGUAGGAGUCAUGUGUUUAAGUAUAGAAUACCCAAAAUUAGCAAGGACGUUUUCAAGUUCUCUUUCUUUCCUAGAUCCAUAUAUGAAAGGAGUUCUUUACCUUUCGGAGAUUGUAACUUCUAAGUCACUGAACUGUUUUAAAACAAAUUUAGUAAAUUAUCUUAAAUAUGAAUGAGACACAGCUAGGGUGUUGUAUUCAUAAAUUCUAUUUAUUUUGAUAUAUCUUUUAAUAUUUGCAUAUACGUAUAUAGGUUUAGGUUUUUUUAUUUCUUACAAAAUGUUGGUGCGAUGUUUAAUCAAUUUUACCGACUAAAUAAAAUGUGGCUGUAGAUGAAGAUGUAAAUAAAACGAGUUGAAAAUAAAUAAAUUUUUAGUUAUAUUUCUUCGCGCGCAACCCUAAAAGAAACCUUUACGGCUAAAUAUAACUAUGGCGUUUUGCCCAGAACACCCUAAGUGAGACCAAAAUCCAAAAUUUACACCCCUAAGUGAGACGACGGGCAACCCCGCCCCUUUCGUAUGAGAGUCCCCUUGGGGGAUUUCUUCACUGAUUUGUUGGUGGUUUUCAAUUAGGAAGAUUGGCAGUACGGCUCAAGGAGAGAAUAGGGAAUUGCGUCUGUACGAUGUUGCCUUGAGCGGGAGAAGUGAUGUCGGUCAAACCUCUAUUUUUCGUCGUUUUCGGGGCGAUGACUUUCUUAGCGACACAACGACGUUCUCACAUUGGCCUGACGACACUAUCAAAGUUAAGGAUCGACGCGUAACCGUCGAGGUAAGAAAUUAGAGAAUAAUGCCGCAUAACUCAUC